Molecule: messenger RNA, 73291 nt
Organism: Xyrichtys novacula (pearly razorfish)
Lineage: Eukaryota; Metazoa; Chordata; Actinopteri; Labriformes; Labridae
Source: the annotation of a GenBank genome assembly
AUGGAUGUGGCAGCGGAAAAGGGGAUGUCUCCGCCGGGUAUCCGACUCCGGAAUCGACCGGAGCAAGUGAUGCCGAACCAGAAGAAGGUGAAAGCGAGGCGGAAAAGGCGAAAGGAGUUGGUUUUAAUCCAGAUCUGCUUGUUCGGCGGCUUGCUCCUGGUUGUGAAGGGGUUUUCCUUCUUAGCGGAAAAUUCAGGUGAGGAGUUAGCAGUUUGUUCUGCUGAAGGUGGAGCUGAAUCCCCCCAGUUUGUUUGUUUGUCUCUAUUCUCUGCUCUUUUACCUCUCUAGUAUUAUUCUUACUACCUAGAGAUUCUCACAGACUGUGCUAAGCUUGAAAGAUAGAAAAAUAGAUAUAAGUUUAGAGAGAGCCAUCACACUAAAAUCCACCUUCCUGUUCACACUUCCGCGAAAUGCUUCUCUUAAUGUUCACACUGUGACUUCAAAGUCAAGCAUUUCCUCUUUUUCUACUAACAUGGUUGAGGUGUAAUUGAAAAGUAUUACAUUUAACGAAUGUACAUGUCUGUUUCUCUUGGGCUGAAACUUUUGCUCUAAUAUUCUGCUCAUAAUGAUAAGAGAGGCUGGUUGCAGGUGAUAUUACCUGCAACAUUAAAGCUCUUGUGAGGCGUUUAUAACUGGCUGUGAGGCAGAUUGAAAUAGAUGCUGAUGCCACUCUAUGAUCUACAAAAGUAAACUGACCAACAGCAGCAACAAUGAUAGUUUCCUUAUUGUAGUUUUUUUUUUUUUUUUUUUUUUUUCAGACUUGAAAUGCUUCAGGGGGUAUGUGUCAGACCUGAUGACUGAGAGCAUGACAAAGAAACAGCUUUCCUGUACAUCGUCCACAAUAAAUAGUCACACUGAGUGACACCUUUGAAUGAUUAAAAGUUUUCUCACAGCAUCUUCACGUGUUAAAGUUGUGAAUUACACAGGAAUUUGGCGCUAUGGUGUAGGGCUGUCAGUUAAAAAACAAAGAAGAAAAAAACAGCUUCAAACAACAUGAUGUGUAAAUGUUGCAGUCUUAUCAGUGAUUGCUUCUUCCGAUCCAUAAAAAAGACAGUCUUGCAGGGUUGAACACUUGCAGAUGCGCUGCUAGACGAUGAUGAUGACGCCUCCUUUGCUGUUGCUGUGUUAGAUGAAUGGCAAGCCAUCAGGUGAGCCUUCAAAUUUGUCGUGUUGACAAAUAAGACAGCUGCUUGGUACAAAGUUGACAUACGUAUCUUUGUCUUUUAUUUUUUCAUCUACAGUCAAGAUAGUAAAAUAAUUCCUGAUGGCUUCUCAGAUGUUUUGGUGUUGUGACCGUGCCCCUGUGCAGUCUUUCUUGACCAUGGCCUCCGUUUUUUCUUGUAGAGAAAUAACGCUUUAUUAGUUUACAGAGGUUAAGAGUGCAUGGAUUGGUCAGGUUUCAAUGAGAGUAUGUUAUUAUGAGUUUAAAUUGCUCAUUACAGGUGGAUUGUAUGAAAGUUCAGAUUUCAGAUAAAAAGUGACAGCCCUUCUAUGGUACAAAGUGUUUAACAUUGGUUACUCUAUCAAAUAUGACACACAAUGAAGUGCUGGUAGAUGUAUACAGCAGUGUUUUAGUGUUAGGAUGUGUUAUAUUUACCUUAGAUGUCAGAGCUACAAAUUAUGUCACACUGAAGUUGAUCCAUAGACUGUAUAUACCAUGGACAACUUGGUUCCGCGUCCGCCAGUAUACGAAUUUGAAGCCAAAAAGCUCUCGGUAAUCCUGCGUUUUCUCUCCAUUUCCCAAAACCAACAUUGCACAGUAGCAUUGUACACAUUCAGUGGGAGGGUCGCCAAGAGUUGCUGUGAUGUCGCUUGGUUCAAACAGCGUAUCCCCUGGGAGAGCUACGCAAUCCCUGAACGCCUAUAGGCUGUAUCAGGUGUCAAUCAUAGAAAACAUGAACCCCCUAAUAACUUUUAAAAACAGAGCUUUACAGAAAAAAGAAGACUUGAGCACAAACCAGUCUUACUGUAACUACAUGUCAACAUUACAACCAGGGGGGAGAAAAAUGUAUGUUCUGUGUAAUAAGUUUCUAAAGUUUGUCCACAGCUCCAUAAGCUUUACUGGCGGAGGUGGGAUAUAUGACCUAUACCGCAGCCUGUCACCAGGGUGUGCUGUUCUCAGGGUGGUUUCACCCAGCAAGGAGGCAGACGCUGUCCAUUCUAUAUGCAUUAUCAUUAUCAUUUUUUUUUUUUUUGAUUAUGAUAGCCUGAAAUUCCACCACUAGCUGGGACUGUCACUCCUCUUACCAGCCACUGCCAUAAUGCUUAACUACCCAGAUGUAAAGAAGAUGGCAGAUGGCAUCUCAUAGGGCAGUGUAAUUUGACAAUAUUUUAAUCUUAAUAGAGAUAAAGUUUUAUCAAGGUUGUUUUUGGCUUAACUGGCCUAAAACCACUCGAACAAAGCGAUGUGUAAUUAGCACAGAUAUACGGCUGUUCAGCUGCAGGGAGGGCUGAAGGCUUGUUAUACUAGCUCUGCUGAUGUCAGCAGCACACAGCAAACAAAUGUGAUCUUUUCUUCACAUUGACACUCUGAUCCUGUGUUUUAGUUUGCUAUCAGAUACAUUACGCUGUAUUUUGGUUGUUGGGGUGUUUUCAUAACCCAAGUCGGUUAGCAGGAAUCAUCAUUUCUGUUUAAAGACUUGGAAAUAAGUAACUUGGACCAUACCUAGUCGGUGGGUUUUGCAAUCAUAACCCUUGAGACAGCAUUUUGAUUCAUCACAAGGCCAACAUCCAACAUGACAGCACUACUUUUUGUGCAUUCUGUUCAAAUGCGUUUUAAUGUGUCCGAUAUUAGUCAUCUUUACAGUAACAGUUAGCCACUCAGGUUGUGUUUGGAAAUGAGUUCUUGAAUUGCCAAAAUGGUAAAGCCAAAAUAAAGUUGUUGUAUAUUAUGCUUAAUGAGAGACAGCCCCAAUACAUAUAGGAUCUAUCAAACAAAUCUUGAUCUUGUAGCAGACCAGGUGAGCCAGUGUUACUGUACUUUUUUUUCCAGUUUUAAGCUGUGAAUUUACCAUCACUACAGUCUAUCAAAACAUAACACUGAGUAUCAGUGAUCAGCAGUACCGCUUUUUUUAUGCUGCUGAAAUACACAAAAUAACAUAGUCAAAGAGAGUUAUAGUCCUGUAACUGUUGGCCCAAGCUUGACCUAAAAAUGCUUAUGUGGGGCUCAAGGUGUUUGUUCUAAUACACAGGUACAGAGAGGGCUAUAAUGGGAAUUCAUCCGAGCUUUACUGGCGAAACUAUUCUAGGAUGACAGAGGGAUGCAGAGGCUCCUGUAUGUUCAGGUGUUGUUGCUGCAGAGCACUGAAAUCAGGGCAAUGAGCCCCAGGGUAUAGGCCUCAGGGUUACUGCAUAUGUUCCCCUGUGUUUCUUUAUUUCUCUGUGAGCUGACGUGUUUUUAAAGUGCUGCAAAAUGCAAUCAGAUGAAACUGUUAUAAAAAAAAAAGCAAACAUCUGUGUCACAUGAUAGUUCCUCCUCCUUUGGUCCACGUUUGACUGUCCCCCUCAACUCUCCACUUAAUGAUGAAGUCGGCUGCAGCUUAAGUGAGAUGCAUUUCUCACUUCUCAGGGACAGAAGGCUUGCAUGAAUAUUCAAACUCUGAUGAUUUGUGCAUCAUCAGUGGGACUAAUUUUUCACCUCUUUCCUCCCGCUGUGUACCCUUGUUACAUGGAAAUAGUGCCUCUGUCUUUGUGAGCUUAGAGGUGAAUAAGAGACAACAACAGGGCGUUUAAUGCAUUUCCCUUGUCUCCAUUGUGUUCUCGUUAACUUGUAAUCAGCUUACCGGAAUAUCAAUUAAAGUUGAUUAUUUAUGAUGCGCUUAAUUAACUUCAGCUAGAUUGAGCUUGAUGUUGUGGAACUGGAAAGCGGAGCACUCAACGCCUCCUCACAGUGGCACAUUAAUCAUUCCCACACUCUUCUGCUCCUCUUUGUCGUGUGCAAGAUAGCAAGUGAUAGAAGGAAGACGGCAACAGUGCAGCGCUGGCACGCAAACCACACCACCACCACCAUCACCACAGCUGCUGCUGCUGCUUCUGCUGCUGCUGUGUGUGGUGUAGUGAAGGUGAUGCCAGGUGAGAAGUUCAGCCAUGCCCUGAGGACUCUGGAAUAACUGGGCUUUUUAAUUCUAUCCGGAUCUGUCUCUCAGGCCAGACUUGUGCUUGGCAGGGUGGAAAGGGCAGAGCUCCUGCUGAGCUCUCUGAAGUAUGAAAUGAAUUCACUGGUGUUGCUGCUUUCUUGAAGAAUGUGCAGAUGUAGCCACAGUGGGAGCCCCACUUUGUGAGUGUGCUGUUUCUUCACCCCCCCCCCCCCCCCCAAAGAGGAUUUUGUUUUGGAAAAUCAUGAAAUUCCACUUCAAUGUAUGAAUUGUGGAGGAGGGAGGAUAUCAUACUGACACAUCUGUGGUGGUGUCCUGCAGCUGUCCCCUGCUCCAUCAUAACAUAAGAAUCAAACUUUGACAUUGGAGAGAGAUUCCUGGCUUAAAUACAUUGCUUCGCAGAAACACAAACAUAUGAUCAUACAUAUAUAGAAAAAAAUUGCAUAAUUUUUAUAAAAAUUUAAAAUGUGCUUAAAAAAAUGAAUUUUAAAACACAUUUUUCAAACAUACUCAAGUGUAAAUACGAACAAUAUUUGUUUCUGUAUUGUUUGGGAUAAUUAACUGCUCCUCUUUAUUUAAUAGAACCUUGAAUUCAGUCUUUUUGGCUUUUUAGACUGAAUUUAUCAGGCAUGUUUUUGAAAUUUAUAAAUACAAACUAGGUACCUGGCAAUCAUGAAAAUAGUCAGCGAAUUAAUCACUGAUGACAAAACCUAAUCAUUUGCAUUUUCUAUGUUAGCUUUUACUCAAAGGGUUGUCUAAAAGCAUGCUUCAUAAUUCACUCAGUAUAUUGACAUUUUGUUCAGAAUUUUAGAUUUAUUGUAUUAGUCUGACUGAAAAUAGACAUUUUAAACACAUGUAAACAUUUUAACCCAGUUUCUCGUAGUCUUACAUACUAACAUGGUUGGAGAUCAAUUUCUGUUGUUUGUCUACACCUCAGUCAGACCUAAACUGGCCAAAGUGUUCUGUGCAUGCUUCACAAUUUGCACGUUAGGCUUUGACCCAGAAGUUGGACAGUAUUAAUGCAUUGUAGGAAGCUGGGUUGCUGUGCAUGUGCAAGAGUGCAUGGAUUUUAUGAGGUUAUGGUGAUAGCGCCCUCUCCUGGAUCAUACAACAAGUAACUUCAGGCAUUGUAGUUAUACUAUAGUUCAUUACAGUUAAAAUAUGAACUCCUCCCAAGUGAUUGUAUAAAGUUUAACAUUUCAUAAAAAAAGUGACAGCCCAACGGUCCAGUAGUAAAGAGUUCAAAGGGAGCAUAUCGCCACCUACUGUAGUGGAGGUGGACAUACUUUUGUCAAUAAAUCAAUUCUUGCCCAGUGCUUGCAACCGCACAAUCAAACAAACAUUCCCAUCGGUGCAACUAUAAACCUCCAUGUUCUGCAGAAUUCAACAAACAGAGUUUGGUAGCUCCAAAAAAAGUGAUUUAACAUCCAUUCCUGGUGUGUGUGUGUGCUUUAUCCCGCAAUAUAAGUACAAUGAAGGCCUGUAGCUUCUCUAUCUGAAAGUCUAAUGACAGUCUACCAUAUUUAUAAAGACAAACAUCUUUAAUAGGUGUACUUAAUAACUAAGUGUCUCACAGCUGCAGACUGAAAUGGUCUGCUGAGGAAAGUUCAAUUAAAGAUUUCAAAUAUGACAAGUCUCUGUUAAGACCUUUCACACUGUGAUUUUCUUUCUCUUAGUUGCAAGUCACUUUAAACUUUCAAAUGAUAAAAAGUGUCACAUUUAUAUUGAUGCAAGAAUGAGCCAGUUAAUGGGUUUGCCAUAAAUAAAUUUGUAAUCAAUAAAAGUUCAUGAUUUAUUAUUUCUUCCAUCAACAAUAUCAGAUAUAACAUUUCAGCUUUCCGUGUGUGAACACUUGCUGGGUCUUAUUGGCAUCCUGAACUGGUUUGGAUUUCUAAAAUAAAUCAAAACAUCAGAGAGAGAGAUUCUCACUUUUUGUUGACUAUGAAGUAAAAAAGAAACAGCAUCAGUAUUGCCAAAAUAAGACUGCCACUGUGACGAUGCUUUACAAACAAACUGAUCAGAAUAUGUCAGGAUUCAGUUCUAGGCAUGUAUUACACUUCUAUCAAAUUUUUCCAUCCAAAGUGAGCAGGCUCAGCACCAUGUCUGUCUCUUUUUUUCCUCCUUUGCUCAUUAUCAAAGAUCUGUCAGCGAAAGGUCAGACGUUAUGUGUUAUUUUCAAAUUAAAAGCAAAAAUGCCACUGAACAGUUCAACUGGAUAACAUGCCUCUACUUUUCUUUUUGAAUGUCACUGAAGCUUUCACCAUGCAGUGACACAAAAUUUGACAGACUUCAAAACUGAUAAUGCAUUUUGAUACAAGCUCAAGUCUCUUGUUGCACAGGCGAGGCUGUAUCUGACUCAGAACUUUGAUCAGCUACAAUAUUAACAUUUCAUUCCUUUUUGAGGUCAGUGCCACACCAACAUCUUUUAUCAACCCAUAGACCCUUGUAAGGGCACAUCAUCAUGUUACUGUAUGAAAAUUUUUUUUCGUUGUGUCUAAAAUAGUAGGAAUAGUUGUAGUCGAAUAAGCUCAAGGUAGCAGCGGCUCUGCUGAGAGCCCCUUCAGCCUGGACAAAUAGCUUCUUUUUAACGUGUUUCACCAACUGUGUCUGUUUAUUCUGCAGAGGAGGCUACCAUAAAUACCUUUCUUAAAAUGGGAUGGUAACCUUGUAACCAAUCUGAGCACCUGGAAACAAGCUGAGCAGCUGCUCAGCUUGCAGACCCUCCUCAUUUCCUUUGCUAUUUUAGAUUGUCUAACAAACAAUACUAGGACUAAUGUGAAAAUACAUUUUCUAAUUUUGUUGCAUGUUACAUUAUUAGAUUGUUACAUUGAAUCGCCAGGUUGAGGUUAGGGUUGUUUUGGAUAUAAUCUGUCCUCUGUGGAUGAGCUAGUUCAUGACUGAAAAACACUGUUACUCUGGGCCUGAUUCAUAACAGGACUGCACAGCUUUUGUAACUACAGUACCUGUGCUAAUGAGAUGAAAAGACAUCAUCUGAUUCGCUGAGCACAGGCAAGAAGGAUAAGGGUUCCACUCAUUGCACUCUUGCACCGUUUGCCAUGAGCCUCUAUGCAUUAAUUUAGAACAAUAUAUGCCCCUUUUUAUGCAAAUGAGCUUUAUUGCAAAAACAGUUUACUCACAAUUACCAGAGCUUCAUAUGUUUUUUUGUUUUUUUUUUGAUAUGCUGGAGUGUUUUUAAGUCAGGUCACACUCACUGAGCAACACUUAUUCCUCUGGAUGGCAUAAUAAUAACAUAUCUGCACAUGAAAUGUCUCUUGAUUACUUUGAAAUCACCAUUUCUAAAUGAUCAAGGGUUAAAUCUUCCUCUUUUCACCUCACUGUCCCACCCAACUGUUUGACCACCAUGGGCUCCAGAGCCUAUAGUUGCUCUGCUCCCCUACUUUGGAGCCCACACUUAAAAAUCCUGCGUGAUAUGGUUUUAAUAUUGCGUCAUUUUUUUUACAACCUUAGGAUUUACAAAUUACAGGCAGAGUUGCUCAUUCUCCAUUGACUGUUUGGCUCUAGAGCGAGCCUAAAGCAAGGAGACCAUCCAAUAUGGUGGCAACGCUGGAUUAUGCACCAGCAUGUAAUGAGGUGUCUACAAUGUUUGGUAGAAACAGUGAAUGACUGUGAGACAAACUUAAAGUAAAAGAAAUAGUGCAAACCAACCUCUGGUCACGGUAUGUGUGAAUGAACUUAAAACUGCAAUCCAAGAAGCUGAGAAGGUAUAUGACAAUGUUGCUGCAACACCUGUUUCUGCUGCAAAUCUUGAUGGCGAUGAGAUGCUGUUUAAAUUCAUGGAGAAGCUUGUAAAGGAAGCGACCUUAAACCUGGCAUCUUGAGAGCUGUGGAUUCCAGACACAGAGAGAGCCAGUCUUGAAGGCAGAGUCAAAGACUUGAAAACAACCCAUGUCAGGCUGGAUGCAAGGAGAGCAGACAGUGUUUGCGCAAAGAGUUGAAGAGGAGGAGAGAAAAGGUGCAUCAAUGCUGACUUCAAUGGCUGCAUCAGCAACCACACACACUGCACAGGCCACGGCCAUAGUGAGGCUCUCACUACCCAAGUCUUUCACAGUUGCAAAAGAGAUUUCCACAGGUGAAGGAGAGACUAGGAGAGCUGUCAAAAGCAAGGUGGACCAACCGGCUCAACUGAGGUGAAAAAGAUGCAACUUUUGGACAGCACAGGUAACAGAAUCUCAAAGCCUUUGACUUGAUUUCUGCUCACACACUGCAGAAGACAUCUUCAGAGUUGUGGAAAACAGGUAUGGAAAUAAAACUGCAGUUUCCCUGGAGAUGAUUGAGGACCUGGAGAAAAUCCUUGUGGUAAGAUCAAAUCAGCCAAGAAAAGUGAUCAACUUGAUCCAAGCUGUGGAGAAAGCCCUUGCAGACCUGACAGAGCUUGGAGAGACAGGAGCCAUCAAAAAUCCACUGGUAACAAAAAGUACAGAGAGCAAACUCCCCGACCUUCUUAAGAGAGCUUGUCUUGUCUUCAUGAUAAACCCAAGCAACAAUGUCACCCCGGCAAACCACAUUGACAACCUUCUGUAGUUCUUUAAGACCCAAGAACAAAUCCUUGAAAAACUUGUGCAACUUGGAGUGCCUGAGAUAUCAGAGAAGUUUGAAAGGAAGUUUCUUUCAACAAGAUCAACAAAGACAGAUGGUGGAUGCUUUGUCUGCAGAGAUGGGAUGCAUAAAGGACUGCGUUUUUUCUGCAAACGUUUCAAAGAAAUGAAGUUUAAUGAAAAGUUGGGUGUGUUGAAGAAGCUGGGAGCAUGUGAAAAGUGUCUAGGAUGUCAUGAUGGACAUGAGUGUAAAAACACUUACCUCUGCAAAAACCAAGACUACAGGGAAGGGAGCUCCCCAGACCACCAUUACCUUCUGUAAGCAAGUGCAGAAUCCAGAGGGAAUGAGUCCGACAAAGGUGGAUCCAUCAACCCAGGAUCAGUCUGGGUUGAUGCAGACAAAUGGACUGGAGGAGUUACCUGUCAUCAUGAUGCUUCUUGAGGUUACAGCAAAUGAAAAUUGGAACACUGAUAGACCUGGCAUCCGAUACCAACUCACUCACAGAGCAGUAAGAAGGUUAAUCGUCAGGAGUGACAUAAUCCCUUUGGUCAUCCAUAGAGUUAGGGGUAUGACAAUGAGGGUCCCAAGUCAACGAUAUUGUCUUAAAGUCAGAGUUAAGACACCCAGAGGCACAGAAAGAGCUCAUCAGCUCAUCUGUUAUGGUUUAAAUGAAGUAGCUAAUGUUUAGAAAGUCAUCAAACCUGAACAGCUAAAGAAUUUGUCUCCAGAACCCGGCCUGGAGGAUCUGUGAAGACCGGAAACAAUUGAGUGACUUAUCAGCCACAGAGAAGGACGACUUGCUCCACAGAGGGAGAAGAUCAGUGGUGACUUGGCCCUGUAGAGCAGCCCCCUAGGUAAAACCAUUGCUGGAACCCACCCAGACUUGUUUGAGAGAGUGGAGAAAAGAGCACAAACGUCUGAAACACACUUUGCAUGCUCCAUGAGAACAGCUACAGCUAAGUACAAGGAACUCAUCGAGGCUGACACUGAGCACAACUGCUGGUAGAGAUUUUCUGGAGUGGUGGAAAUGGGACAGUAUUGGAGCAGCCUGUGAAUCGAAUUGUAGAGGAUGUCGAUGUGGAAGCUGUCAGCCAAGAGGUAAAGAAAUGCCACUGAGAGAAGAAAAAGAGCUGGAAAUAAUAAAGCAAGAUCUCACUUAGGUAUAAUCUGAUGCACACAGUAACCUACUGCUCCAUACUGGGACACAAUAUACCCAUUAAAUCAGUCUGAGGCAGUGGAUCGAGCCAUGCCCUGGAGUUUUUUGUCAUCUGGAUGAGCACCUUUUGGCUUGGUUGCUCACUCUCCAGCUUAUCAUAGAAUUUAGUGCUAUCAGGAUGAGAGUGCACAGUGCAGUCCUGUGCAGCAGAGCACAGAGAUGCUUGCAGCCCAUGCCAGUCCUAGUAAAAUGCAAAACUGAAGCGAACUGCACAGCACUGUUUGUGCGAAUGGCACACAUGUUUACUCAUGAAUAUUAUAAGUGUAAUUUGCUUUUUGAGACUGCAGAUUGCAAAGAAGAUGAACUUGUGUUUUUAAUACUUGACUUUGGUUGGCAGUCCUUGUAAGAUUGUUGUGAAUACUUAAUAUGAAUUGUUAAAUAGUUGAAUCCACAUUAUAAUGUACUGCAUUUCUCAAGAAAGAGGAGAGAAACAUCUCACUUUGUCGAACUUUAAAGUUUAUUUCAGGGUUUGUGAGUACAAGCCUCUGUGGGCCAAAUACAGCUGUCACCAUGAAAUACAAUGGGUCUCUUCAGUCAUGGAUAUUCAUGAAAAACUAUAAAAUGACACAAAGACAUCUUACUUUACAAACAACUCUUUAAAAAAGCACAGCAAACCACACAUUCAAUCCAGUACAAGGUAUGGUGAGAAAUGAGGCAUGAUAGGAUGGGGCCUCAGUAAUUUUGUUUGCGAGUGAUCAUAUUUCCUCAGGUAAUUGAAAAUGUGGAUUUGAAAGCUCUGAAACUCAAGUAUGCAAUCACAGCAAUUCUGUCGCUGCUCUGCAUUGUCCUUGAAUCUAUUUUAAACUUUCUCUCUGACAAACAUCUUCCAGGUUUCGACGUCUCCGGCCGCAGCAGCGAGGACCUGGAGAGAUGGGGAGGAAGGAGGCUACUGCAAGAAAUAGACAACAGCAGCCUGGAGGAAAUGGGGAGUGAAGGAUCUAAGAACUGCACAGCUCCAGGUAAGACAGAGACAGGAUGAAAGAAAGAGGACACUGAAGUGUUCGCCCUCCCUCCCUCCUUCUCUCCCUUCAGAGCAGAGGGGAAAAAUAGGGAAAAAGUAAGAGAGAAAUCAUCACCGCACAUGCUCCUUUUUUCUACCCUCUCUGUCCUCUCUGUUUCCCCUUCUUGAUGUGGGGUAACCCACUUUGUGAGGUCAGAUGAUUUCCCGUGGGCCCACCAAUGACGUUCUGGCUGCUUCAGCAGUUUUCAGUCUUCGUUCUCUGUCACUUUUUUUCUAAGAUCCUGCAGGUUUCCUUCUCACUCCCCCUCACCUAGCUUCCUAUCUCUUCGUCUCGCAACAGCUCUUUCAUCCCUUCCUCUGUGUCUCCUGCACGUUUUCCCCCAUGGUGGCUGAAUUUCUGGGAAAAAAAAAAAGAAAAGAAAAAAUCCCUGUUUCCAUGGCGACCUUUUAUCUUAUAAACCUGCAACUUCUGUGUGAGGCAUUCGGGAUAGUGUGAGAGGAUGCUGGAGGCAUUUUGUGCAGCUUGUUGUUGUGAAGUUGUUGACUCUGGGUAGUGGGGCUGAAUCCACCAUGUGAGAGUAGAGCUUUCACAAUGUCAGACCCCCCCCCCCCCCCCCAUGAUUGUCAUGGCUAAAAAUAUCCUUAAUAUGGGUUUAAUAAUGGUAUUUAAAGAAAACUAAGGACAAAGGAGUAAAUAAAAGUACUGAUAUCAAAAAAGUAUAAUAUGAAAACAAUACGAUUACAAGUGUGAUAUAAGAAAAGCUAUAUCUAUCACUCUGACUGGUUGUUGAAGUCCACUGUUCAACGAUGCGUGAGAUGCACCAUGCACUCUAAAGAUUUUGUGCAACUUGAGCCUUUGUAUCUUUCGAGAGAGCUGCUGAUAGUAUUUGACUAAAUUUGAUUUGAGAUUUGUACUUUGGCUGCAGUGUGUUUACUAACCUUCUGAAUCGUUCGUUGUCAACCGUGGAAAAUGUUCUGAACCUUUGGUGAUAUAUUCAGUGAUACAUCUUUUUUUAUCUUUUAAGCUCUCUCUCUGUGAUGGGUAGUGUCACUAUAAACACUUCCUUUAGAGUACUCUGGUUCAGCUGGAUUUUUUGUCAUUGAAUGUUCUCAAGUCUUUUGUUUUUAGGUUGAAGCUCCUGCUGAGAGUUUUUAACCGGUUGUGAAACAGGCUAAUAUUAAUACUGUAGUCCCUUUAUGACCUAAUAAAAGUCCCUUGAACAAUUUUAUGAUGGUCAUUUACAGAAAAAAAUAUUUCACUUGGUGGUAAAGAAUUUCAGUGGGACGUCAUUGUGGUUGAAAUAGAGAUAUAGGUUGAAAAUAGAGCUACAUUUAACAGAAGUAUGUAUGAGUGUGAAUCAACCAUAAAUGAAAUUUAAGAAGGAGGAGGUAGACAUGUGAUGCAAGGUAACUUGGCUCCUUAAAAGCGUAUGUUCAGUUAAUGUGAUAUAGCACGCUAAUGGUUAACAGGUGCGACUUUAAGGUGUUCUGCCUUGUUAAGAAAAAUGAUAUCAUAGCUUAAUUAAUCCACAAAGAUCCAUGACUUUGUGAACAUUGAGUUUAGAAAGCUAUUGUAUUUGUCAUCCAAGAGUUCACUCACCAUUCAUAAUUAUGAACUUGAGCAGGGGGCUUGUUUUCAGGUGAGUUGUUUUCCCCCCAUCUUCUUGUACCCCACAAGGCACUUUGUUGUCUCCAGGGUCGAUACACUCAAGUCUUGUCUUAAAAAAAUGUGUCCAUGGGUUGUCUCUUUUCUUCCCUCCCAGUGUGCAGGCAACAGGUUGUGACGAGGCUCACAUAUACCAGGCUUUUAAAAAGACUUCUUACCAACAUAGUGGGGAAAAAUUGUCAAAUCAAAGUACAGAUCGAUGACUGAAUAGUUUAAAAUGAAUGUGAGAAAUAGAUCAUCAGAUCAGUGAUGAAUAUUUUGAUUUAAUUGAAAAAAGUUGAAAAACAAAUUUAUAGCUAAAUGGAGAAAAAAAGUUAAGAAACACAGCUGAAGGUGGAAGUAAGCAGAAUUAAGUUACAGUCUCCUUCAUUAUUAUGAUUUGGACCAAAAAUAGAUGAAAUUUCCAGGGUCUAGUGAACUGGAAGGGAAUGUUCCCGUGUGCUUGUGCGCCAGGGACUUCUAAAGUUGAUGCACAACCUCUGGGGAAGGAGAAAGACAACGCUGCAGAUAAGCUGCGCAGCAAAAGAUCGUACAGACUGGCAUGUUAUGAAUCUGAGGAGGCAGCUGGUAAGACUAUGGAACUUUUAAGACUUUGGUUUGCUGUUGUGCCGCCGCUCAGGGCACGAGCAAACUUUGUGGUAUUUACAUCAACACAACAUCAAACUUCAUGUUUAUAGACUGUUUGGAUGGAUGGUGUGUUUGUGUCUUCAUUAGCAGAAUUUUUUUUUAAAGUGCAGUCUGUAAUUUUUGGCACACGUGGGCAUGCAGUGAUGUCUGCAUGGAUUGAUUGAUUGAUUGCUUGAUUGAUUGAUUGAUUGAUGGUUUGUUCGCUGUUUGGCUUGGGGCCUCCCUUGCAUGAGCAGCAUGUUGAAGCUGAGUUUUUACAGGUUUUGCACAUGUGUUUUGAUUUUGAUUAAAUAAUUCAGGCAAUAUUAUGGCUGUUUGAUUGAAAAAGAAAAUUAUUCACUUCUUUAAAUGUUAAAAGCCAAUAAAUAUUAUAGUUAAAAGUUAACUUAAAAGUUAAAAACAGCAGGAAAAGCUACUUUCUGUUAUAUUGGGAAACAGGAGCUUAUAUGAAAAUGAUGCUGUUUUGUAUUAUGCAAUGCAAAGCUAUUGUUGAUUUAUUGCUUGUUGGCAUUAAGCACAAUUGUUUCUUCUGUUUGUUUGUUUUUUCUAUUUCAAAGGUUCUACGUAUAGCAACCAACGUUAGUGAAUUCAACUGAACAACUUUUAAAUCAAGAAACCUUACAUUUCAAAAUAAAAGAUGAAAAAAAGAUGUUCAGUGUGAAAGUUACAAAGUGCUGUUCCAGUCUAGAAAUACUCAAUACUCUACAGUUUCCAUGCACUCAACUACGUUCCAGGUAACAUCAAUUAAGUCUUUAAGGGCCGAGGGCUUAGGGUUUAGGGCUUAUAUCUAGGGCUAAGAGUUUUGAUUUAGGGUUUAGGGUUUAGGUCUUAGGGUUUAGAGCUUAGGGUUUAGGGUUUAGGGCUUAGGGUUCAGGGUUGAUAUUUAGGGCUCAGGGUUUCGAUUUAGUGCUUAGAGUUUAGGGCUUGGGGUUUAGUGUUAAGGGCAUAUAUUUAGGGUUUUGAUUUAGUGCGUAGAGUUAGGGCUUAGGGUUAAGGACCUAUAUUUAGGGCUUAUGGUUUUAGUUCAGGUCUUAGGGUUUUGGGCUUGGGGUUGAUAUUUAGGGCUUAGAGUUUUGAUUUAGGGGUUGGGGCUUAUAGUAAAGGGUUAGGGUUUAGGUUCCCUUAGGUUUAGGGUUAAAGGAGGAGUUUGAAAUUCAGCCUUCGUAUUAACUGACAAUGCCAAGUGACUACUGAAGAAGACUAUAUGAAGUUUGUAGUCCAAAUGUGUACAGGUUAAGAGAAAACACACUGAAACAGUUGGAAGAAGAGCGUAACUACAUCCUAAUGAACCUUAGUGGGUAAAUCUGUUAUUGUUUGACAUAUAUUUAAUCAAGGUUUUAUUUGUGGAAGUGUAAAACAUUUACUGUUUCAAGUGUUGAGUGGAAUCCAGUUUCAUUUACAGGUAGCAUACACAAUCCUUUCAAGAGAGGAAACGGCACAGUUAGAGUACUUGACAAAAAUUAUCUAGUGACAAUAAAAAGAUAAACAGAGGGGGCGAGAGUUUGUAUCAGUGCACUUGUUGCAGAAAUAUUACUGGACUUGAAGGUAAAUUAAGUGACAUGGACAGCAUUUGCGCACUCAAAAUGAUCAAAAUUUUCCAUCUUGUCAUUAUUUUCCAGAUAGUUUUGAACAGAAAUUUCACCACAAUUCUCACUGUCACUUGGCAAACCAUUCAUGUCAUAAUCUGUGUUCAGUUGGGGAAAGCUGCAACGUCAAUGAACACUUAUUGUCAACAUUUUUUAUCAUAUAAAUUAACUGGACCGUAGUAUCUGUAAUGCCCACCUACUUCUACACUGAUCCACUAUAAUCAUAAUAAAACUUUUGUCCUAGAGUGUUCUUUUUUUACCUUUUAGUCCAAUAUCAAGGUACUAUUAAUCUCCUAAAAUCAUUACAUUUCCAUCCCAAGUAUUUAGGCCUAUAAAGAAUCAAUCAAAAAAUGUUUAAAAUAAAGGCUCAUCACACUUUGGCAGGACAAAAAGCGAUAUCCUCAAAGUGCUUCUUUUGUCUAUCCAGCGAUCAAAACUCGAACACUCAUCCAUAACUGUUAUGUGAAUAGUCAAGAGUAACGGCAGAUCCUCACAUUUGAGAUAUUGCCAACAGCAGAUUUGUGCUAGAUGAAUAAAUAAAUAAUUAUUUAGUUAUGAUAAAUAACCAACCGUCAACAAAUCGAUUGGUGACCAAUGCGGUUGUACUUUGGAUGAAGUUUGACUUUGAAUAAAAACGUGUUUUGUGCCGCGAUCCAGCCGGCUCUUUAACAAACCAAUCCUCACAGGUGUGUGUGAAACAUCACAUACUCCUUGAUAUGUUUCUAUAUUUAGAUGAUAUUAGACAUGAAUUUCAUGCUCCCUCCUGUUAUAAUUGCAGUGUAAGAGGUGGGAUGCAGAUGCGUGACCCCCGCCGCAGAUCACUUUGACAUUUGUCUUUUUUGCCUCCUCAAGCAGGAGGCAAUUGGCCUCUCUCAUGGCGUUCUCUCGUGAGCUCAUUAAGCAAAAUAGCCGUCAUCAAUCUCCUUCCUCACCCUCCCAAGGUCGGCUUUGUCAUCUAUAAAGGGAGCAGAGGUCAAAGUUCAACUUAUUCUCUCAUCCUGCUUAUUAUACAGUAGCUGCUCUUUCCUCCUUUGUGCUAAAAUUAAAGCUCAUACCCUCGGUGGCUUCAGCCCCAGCGUCUCUCCAAGGAUUGAAAGGUUUUAGAUGGAAAAAAAAAGUCUCAGAAAGUCUGAGCCCACUCUGGUGAUUUCUGCUGCUGUCCCUGAAAAGAGAGACGUAAAACAUACAGGAGAUAGUGAGUCAUUUUUACAGCUGACCUUUGAGAGAGAGGAGUCCACAAUUUUUAAAAGAGUGGUGUGAAGGAAGGCUGUCGAAGCAGGACACAUGGCCUGUGAGGUGUGAGCAGGUGCAAUUUUGUCGGUCUUUUUAAAUGAUGAAAGUAUUUUUUCUUUCCUCCUCAUCAAAACUUUUUCAUCCUGUAAAAUCCAAGUUGAUAGGAGAACUUUUCUCUCAUAGUCCACUGUUGAAAGGUUUCCUCUCACCGACUGGCCAAGGGUCUUCUAAUUUAUAUGAUGAAAUAUUACCAGGAAAUGCAUUUGGAUAACUCCAAUUCAGGAAAAUGGUGCACCAUUUAUCCAGCUAUAUACCAUGCCUGGCACUUUUUGAAGCUGUGCACAACCCUCUAUUUCACCUCAGUCAAAGUCCCCCUUCCAUGCUGAGCCUCCAAUAAGAGACAAUGAAGAUGAAGUCUUGAUCAAUGCGUUGUAAAAUAGGGACACCGUGAUGAUUUUGAAUGUAUCAGCAGUCUUGUUUGAUAACAAAAAAGCAGAACUGAAAGUAAAUCUUCAUAAACCACCAAACAACCAAAAGUUCGUCCCGAUGGAAACACUGUCAUAUGAUCCCAAAGGUCAGUAGGAUUCAUCCUGUUGGAACCAAAGCUGUAUUUGUCAUUUGGCCAUUCAGCUUAUUGUGUGAUCAUGUCGUAACUUGCAUGUGUAUCUGCACACCACAGACUGUGUGAGUGUGUGUUUUUCUGCAGUUUACCAUGCACAGAGUGUCGAGCACGAGUCUGUCUGAUGAGGAAGCAUCCCGACAUGAGCUCUGUGCUCCGGGAGGAAGCAGCACGGCGGAGGCGCUCACUGAUUGUUGCCUGAAAUUAUUGUCCUGCCGAUCGAGAUGAGGGAGACAGACAGAGAGACAGAGCGGGAGAGAGAGGCCCUCAUUUGCUAAUUUUUCCCUGCCGGGCGCACAUGAAACAAGCGAUCAUACCCAUCAUUACGUCUUCCUCACUGAUUUUAAUUGUGAAGACCCCGCUGUUACUAGUGAUUUCAGUCACUUGUUUCAUCCCUGACCCCCUCCUCAUCAGUGUUUGGUUCAUCAGUGGAGAAGAAACCGGAAAAGCUGGUAGUCUUGCUGCAUGAUAUAAGCACUGUAAAUUUUCUAGAUUAUCUAUACUAACAUUUAUUGUUAGGAGAUAGUUAAAUUAAAGGACCCAGAAGCAGACUGGAUGACAGGCAGGUGUUGUAGAGGUUUUAUUUCAGGUUGGAUGGUAUCUGGCAGGGUCUAAAGGUGGGUGAAUUAAGGCACUGUUGAGCUUCUAUGGGUAGACUUUGGAGUUGUGUGGAUUUGGCUUGUCCAUAAACCUGUUUCAGUGAAAAACAGUCCAGCCAGGCAGGACAAAUGAAGUAGGAUUCCCUCUGUUUUACCGGAUUACCUACAGGGUCUCUUAAAAAGGAAUAUCAAAGUUAAGAGUCAAUAAGGAAAUGUUGUUUUGAUAGUCAGUAGUGUUGUACAAUUAGAGGAUAUCAGAGGGGGGUGGUAGUCAAGCUGCAGCUAAUAACUUUAGCUGUCGUAAGUAUUUUUAAAAAUUGCCAUUUCUUUUGAACUUUUAAUAUCUACAUUUCAAUUUGCUUUUUAUCGCCAUUAUGAGACUCAAUUGUUUGCAGUAUUAAACAGUAUUAAAGUUAGUAUUAACAAAGUAAAGAAUUCUUACAAGUUUUUUGAUUAAGAAAUCAUAGGAAUGCAGUGAAAUAUACUUUUUUCAUUCAAAUAAAUGCUAUACAGCUACACCCGUGUAGUCUAAGAACAUUAUUUAGAGGUAGGAGACAGCUUCAAAGUGCAUAUUCUGUAAAACACUUUUUCUUUUCUUUUUUUUUUUCUUUGAAGGAUAACAUUGCAGCACAUCAAGAAUGCAGAAGUGCAUAAACAAAAUAUUCAGUCAGUGUGAAUAUGACACACAGUGAUUCUUUAAUAAUUUUAAUCAUGUAGUUAAUGACGUCCAGGGAUCCCUGGUUAAUGCAUCAGCGUUCUCAGGAAUUCUAGUUUGGAUGCUUCCUCAGUAUCGUAGAGGACCUGCAUGUCUUAAACUAUCAUACUCACACCAGUAAUGCAUAAAUCUGAUCACAGCAUACCAACUGGAGGAUGUCCUUUAUACCUGAGCCACAGGUCCGUGGGAACUCAUACACUUAACAGCUCUCUGAAGGCUUUUGUGAUGCAUUUACAUGCUGUCAUCAGUCUGACUGGUUAUACUUGCGUGCUUCGCUCAAAAGUGCCCAAAAUUAAGGUAUUGUGGUGAUAUUCUAAUUCAGUUUAACACCAAGUGAAUAUUACGGUGAAUAUUACUUUUGGCACUCAACUGAGCAGUGUGAGAAUAUUUAAAAGUGAGAUGUGACAUUCAAAGCACAGUGGUAUUAUUUUAUAUGAGAUUUCAGUAGGGCUGCGAGCUGAGCUGCAGACAACCAGGUUAGCUCAGUUUUUAGAUGUUGUAAAGUUGUCUAGUUAUUGCGUUAGGUGUUGGUUACAGUUGAGAAGGGUUAAAUCUCUGUAACUUUGAUCCCUAUUUUCUAGGGGUGGAAAUAAUACAAUAUUAUCAUGAUAAUUGGGCCACAAUAUGAUAUUAUUGCGAUUUUUAACAUUUUGCAAUAUAGUGGGUAUUGCGAUACAAUAUAUUGCGAUUUAUACAAUUUUUUUCAACUGUUUAGCUUAUUUAGCAUUUGUCUUUCCUUUAUGUUUGUCUUAUUUACUCUGUAUUUUAUUUUCAUCUAGCACAUCUUGCAAACCUCAUGUGUCAGGUCCAUCUCAUCUGUGCUCUGCUUGCAUUCCUAAUGUCCCUCCCCGAGGUGCUGCUAUAUUUGUUGUACCAACUUUCUCCUGCUCGAAGAUGUCACCUCUGCCAACCUCACUGGACAAACAGUUGAUUUUAGUUUUCCAUUAUCAUAGAUUUGACUUCUUAUUAACAAUUAAUUUGAAAAAAUCGAUACUUGGUAAAUGAGCGAUACGAUAUAUAUCACCAGACGAAACAUUGCGAUACUAUGCUGUAUCGAUUUUUUCUCCCACCCCUAUUUUCUGUGUACAGCAGAAAUAAAAUAAAAAAUCCUGGCUAAUAAAGAGGUGAAAGGUUCAUGUACUCUAAGAAUGACUAACAAUGUUUAUGUAAGUAUAUAAGCGCUCAUAAUGUACGUUUGCCUCCAUAAGUACACAGCACAAGAAAUCUUUCGUUUUCUCCUUGACUUCCCUUUUAUCAUGAAAAUCACAAGUUUUUCAUUCUGGUGACUUUGUUGUGUGGGUGAGGCAAUGUUGUACCUGACUUGCUGUGGCCUAGAUUAGAGUAGGAAAUAAGAAAAAGCCAUCACUUCAGAGGAUACCAGAGCAAUCAGGAGAAGAGUCUUUUAAAUUUUCACCAAGUACAGCAAAGACAAGAUUUUUAACACUCUGCCAUGCUCAUGCACGUUAAACCACGCUCUUUAAGGACUUGGCUUCUGGACAAAAAGGGACACCACCCCAGUGUGGAUUAUUAUUUCCUGUUGAUUCUCCUCUCUUUCAAACACAGGUGGAUGACGUAACCCCCGGCAGCUCUGUGUACGGUGGCAUUAUUAGACAGAUAUCGGUGGGUACCCCAAACAUGUGACUGCUCUCUACAGGGGUCUUUCCCCGGAGGCUUUCCUCCUCCUCCUUCUCCUCCUCCUACGUUAUUAAACAUCCUCUCUGCUUGGCUCAGCUCGACUCCGACGCCACACUCCAUUUUAGGAAAGGAGGCUGCGAUGACUUAAUCAGGGCUUCCCUUUGAGAUAUGUGAUGUGUGUGCACGCAUGCGUACGGCUGAACGUUGAAGGAAUAGAGCCUCAUUAGGAAAAGUAUUGAUUAAUGCAAGAGUGCCGGCCCUGUUUUCUGCAGCGAGUAGGAGUGUGUGUUCAGCCCAUGUGAGCAUUUAUGUGUGUUUGUUUGCCUCACUUUACGUGGGCAGCCCCCCCCGGUUCCUCCCCAUGUGCCGGAGGCAAGUGAACAAGCAUCGCUGUAAUGCAGCUGAUGAAUUAAUCACACCAGAGAAAAAAUGAUCACGGGCUAAGACCUCGACAAUAGAGCUUCACUAAUCAAAUGCAAAAUUGACCUGGGGAGCUCCCAUAAUGAUUUCCUCUGAGAAAUCAAUCCUGCUGUAUUACAAUAUUAGCUUUGAGUGAGCUGCUCUGUCAACACAACCACAACAACUGCAUAAACAGUUGCAGAUGGUGGCAAAGUUCUUUCAUAACUGCCUAACGUGCAGAUUGGCAAAGUCAUCUUGUUGUGUUAUUGCAGAAACAGAAGCCUUGGUGCUCAAGGGAAUAAGAGCGAUCCAUCACAGCAAUUAGCUGAGCGAGUCAGAAAGUCCCCGCUACAUCAGCUCCUGCUGCUCCUCUCACUGUUUCUCCCUCAUUUCCCCCCUUUACUGUUUUUGUCCCUCUUUUUUGUUUGCUGUUGUUUUCCCCUCAUUUCUGCACUCGCUGAAUGUCAUGUUUCUUCUUCAUCUCUCUUCUAUCUCCUCCUGCAAAUAGAGGAAAUGCUUCCAACUUCCCCUCUGAAUUAUAGAGUCCAGGUUGUUUGCCAGCAGCAAAAGUGGCUCGACACACCUUUAAAAGAUUCAUCCUGCUGGUGUGACUGUGAGCAAUGUUGAAGCUGUUUCCUGAGAGCUGCAGACAUCGCCCUCAAUGCCACUUUUACAAAGACUGAGAGGAGACAUAGCUGCUCACACGAGAAGUAUUUUUCUGAACAGUGUUUUUGUGAUCUCAGAAGUAAAAUUGUCUGCACAGAGAGUCUCAUUAGGUUGUUUCAGUGCAGCUUGUCCUGAACCAACUCUAUCAUGUUAACGCGCACAGCUCAGUCAAUAUGUGGUUAUAGCUUGUUUAUGCAUUUUAACUGGAAGCUUAGUAAAAGCUAGUUUAGUUUUUAAAUCAACCCGGAGGUGUGGGGUUCCGCCCCAGGUCCUGAGGCGUCCUUGGGCAAGACACAUGACCCCAUCCACCCCUGCUGGGUGCGCUCUGUGGUGUGUGAACGGGAUAAGCAGCCUCCGCUUUAAGUGUGAGAAUGUGGUUUGAAUGUGACAUGCAAUGUAAAUAGUGCUUUGAGCGGUCUGAAGACAAAAGAAAGCGCUGUACAAAAAGAAAAUACAGUCCACCUUAGAUGCCUGCAUACUAGGGCUGGGCGAUAAACCGAAAAUUUACCGAUACCAAAAUUUACGACAAUUUUGCCCAUGUCAAUAUAUUUGAUGUCAAAAAAAAUAAAUAAAUAAAAGUUGGUUUUGGAUUUUUUUUAGGUAGGCUAUGGUCUCAUGUCCCUUUCAAGACGCUGACCUACGUUUGAGACGUGACUCCACCCCAUCCAGUCUGUAACAAAGAGGGAAAGACAGGUGAGGAGAUGGAGGACGGUUCAAAGUUUGGAGCGGCUGAAGUAGAUGAAUUUAAUGUGGGAGGGGGUGAGCAGCUAGUGCAGUAGUUAUCGUCCAUUUAUCGUUAUCAAGGUGAACUGCUCAAUAUAUCGUGAUAUUGAUUUGAGGCCAUAUCGCCCAGCCCUACUGCAUACCAUGCUUCUUGUUAAUUACAAUAGCAGUUUUACAAAGGACACAGUCAAAUAAUUUGUUAUCUGCUAACAGUGGAGGUUGGUACAAUGUGAGAUAUAUCUCAUUCCCCAAUGAUUCUGGUGCAAACAACACAACAUUUCAGACUCCUAUUCCACUUUGCUUUUGGUUGUGCUCUGACAAUAGGACAGUUUUCGUAUGUCUCAUUAAAUGCAGCCAUGCAGUCUUCUUAUGAUUUUGCCUCCGGGUACAUAGUUUAAAAGUUUAUCUUCUUCAGAGUCAAUAUAACAGUGCAGCCUCGACCAUACAUACAGAGGAAACUAUCUUGGUUGGUGCCUUGAGGUCAGACACGGACAAGCUGUGUGGCUUUGCAUGACUAAGCUUGUCGUCACAUCCUGUUUGUGCUGCACGGUGUCAAAUAUAAGGUUAAGAUUCAGUCAAAAUGUGAUAAGAUGUUUGAUGUGCUUUAUGGAUAGGAAUAUUUCAGCCUGUCAGAUUGCAUUAUUUGAGGAAAGGCUCUCCACAUGAAGAAGUCGAGCAGCUGGCUGGCAGUGAUGAUGAUUGACAGAGCCACAGCUCCCAAGUGCUUCAGCAGGCACUCUACGAGCUACUGAGGGAGCCGCAUGUACACAACCAGACUGAGUUAUUGUCCUCGUCAGAGUGAGGGAUGCAGGGGAAUAAUUUUAUCUCAUGUAAACAUAUCUAAAGGGUCAUUACCAUAAUCUGGUCAUGAAUACUACUGCCGAUGGAAAUGCAUUAUUCAAAAAAAGUCAUUCUUGUGCUUUUUAUGCCUUUAUUCAGAUGAUUGGAUAAAGUAAAAAACUGAGAAAAUCCAUAUUUAGCAGCAGUGAGGGAUCAACAGCAAAACUAUGUUUGCAACAACAACGGCAAAACAGGGUUUCAGUACAUUUAUUCAACCCUGGUCCUGAGUGGGUGCCUUAAAAAAAUCUGUAUUUGCCAGUACAGAGUAGGGCUGUAUUGGCAGAUACGUAAUUAGAGAAAAAUUGGACAUUUUAACAUUUUCUCAAAAAAGAAGCACAUUAUUUUGAACUCUAAAUACCCGUUCUUCACAAAUCAAUUUAUUUAAAAGCUAUUUGAUCAUGUACUGAAAGGCGACAUGUCAACGCCAAUCAGCUGCACAGACAGGGAGGGGGAGAGAGAUGCACAUUUAUCAUCUGCAACAAUGCAUAUAUCAUUAGCUACUGUGUAGCCUUAUAUAUUGCGGGUGAUGGAGGGACAAUGUUAGUUUUAUUCAAUGCUGCUAUUUCAAUGUUCAUUUUCACCAACUCUGAUCCAUGCCUGUGUCACAUCUAGAAGUGAUUUUUGAAGUAGUACCUUGUAUGGCUCACCCUCCAAAAUUACCAAUAAAUUAUAACACAUGCAAACCUCUUCUGUUCGCCUCCUCACCAACACCCGUUCACGCGUCCACAUAACUCCAGUCCUCCAUAACCUCCUUUGGCUCCCUGUUUGCCAAUGCAGUUUGAAAUCCUUCUUCUCAUCUUCACAGCCCUCCAUAAUCAGGGCCCCUCCUACCUCACUGACCUGCUUCACUCCUCCAAUCCUCAGACUCUAACCCUCUCAUCCCUGCACUGAGGACCAAGUGCUCAGCCUGGGAGACCGGGCCCCAUAGCAGCCCCCUCCCUCUGGAACUCUCUCCCCAAACACAUUGUGGACUGUACUGAUUUAUCAAAGUUCAAAUCCCCAAUCAAAACCCACCAGUUCAAAUCUGCUUUUAACUUUUGAUGCAACUGUCUGUCUUUUUAGUCUGUAUUUACUAUGUCCUUGUCUCGUACUACAAACAUGUAUCUCUUCUAUAUAGGGAUGGGAAUCGAGAACCGGUUCUUAUUAAGAACCGAUUCCAAAUGGUUCAAUCCAUCGACAUCGUUUACAUUUUAUCUUAACGAUUCCCUUAACAAUUCCCUUAUUCCGGGUGCCUUGGAAAACAGUCUAGCGAGUGCCAGUCUACACAACAAGAACAGAGACUUUGAGGUAUAAAACAUGGCGGACGGUAUGAAAGCGUUGCUUCAUUUAACAAAGAAAGAUGACAACAGUGCGACGUGCAACGUUUGUUGAGCCGUGAUAACAUGCAAAGGUGGAAACACCAGCAACAUGCUUAAACAUUUGUCAACAGGGCAUGGCAUCAGAUACAAGGAGUCACAUGUAUUUGCUGUUCUCCACCGGUUGUCAGCCGCUGCUGCUCCAUCUCAGCACAGCAUGGAAGUUACUCAUGUCUUGUGUUAACAUAAGCGCAUUGCAUGCCAGACUUAACAACGUAUUUUGUAUUUGACUUAAUACCGACCGAAGUAAACGCUUUACAAAUAGUUUGUUGUUUGAUUAUUUUUAGACUCUCACCGAAGGUGGCAUACAUCUUUUUCUGUUAUCCAAGACUCAAUAAAAUUUGGAGCUAACGGUGAAAACCUAUAGUCUAUAUUUUUUAAAUCAAAGACAGGCAUUGAUAAGGGACCCGUUAAGGAAUUGAGUCAAUAAGUAGAAUCGAUAAUGGCAUCGAUAUCGAUAAAAUCUUAUCAAAUCCCAUCCCUGCGUCAAUAAAUAAAACACAAUAUAACAUUACCAGUGUAGAUCUAAAGCUUAUUUUUGCUGUUUCUUUUUAAGUGUAUUUCCUCAUAUAUUUGAUAUAACAGUGGGGCUUUUUUUUCCACAAAGAUAAAUCAUAAUCUGUUGAGCUGUCAUGCAUGAAUUAGAAAGACUGAAGUUAACUUGUUCCAGAGAACUCUGUGCAGCCUAGGCUGCCAUAGCAAUGUUCACUGUAAAAAAGUGAGUCACCUUCACUGUAUUGACAAGCCAGGAUCAUGUCCAAUCUAGUCCUAUAUGAGUUUUGUCAAACUGAUUGACCACGCUGCAGAUGAUCUGAUGGAUGUGGUUAUGGUUCAGACUCUAACUGAGAUGAUGUUGAUCAGAAGCAAAUAAGAGUAUGGUUGCGUUUUUGGGACUGCGCUUGCAUUGAGAGUAUUUUCUUUGGUGAAAAAGGUUUGAAUAAUUGAGCCAAACUGUUUCAUAUCCAUCUGGUCAACUGACCGCUUGUAUCUCUGAGCACAAAAUAAGAUCCAAAAUUCUUGUUUAAAAUGUGACUCUUAACAGCUUCCCUCUUUCCCAUUGUUUUUUUUCUUUGUCCACUUUUUCACUUUCAGUCCUUCCUCCGUAAGGGGCUGUGCAUUCAUUAAUAAUGAUUCUGUUCUUAUAUAAGCGCUCAUACACAGUUCAUGUAAGAUUAUGUCAUAUCUGUUGCAGCAGUGUGCUAACAUUCGCAGAGGACCUCCACAAACUUAUCUCAGUCUUGAGAUGAAAAAAGAAAACAAGACACAUUUAUUGGUGAAAAACAUGGAGUCAUCAAUAAUUAGCCAUGUUUCCAACAAUAUGCAGGAAUGAUAUCCUCCCAGCUAUAAGGUGUCGGACUUAUGGUUUACGUGUAUGUGUGUGUAAGCACAUCUGUGUAUAUGGGGUGGGGUGGGGGUGAAGUGUGUGCGUGCGUGCUCCAAAGUGUGCAAGGAAGGAAAAAAGAGCGGGAGUCCUUAAAUGUCACAUUACUCAGCACGGUAACUACGCUCACGACAUGCGAUGUGUCAGCCCACAUCAUCAUCGCCCACUGAGCAUGUGCAGAACAGGCCCCCAGCCCUCCACGUGCGCUCAGAAUAUGCACGAGAUGAACACGGGGAUGAGCUUGUACAGGUCCCCGAGGGCGGGGAAUGCAACUUUAAUCACCUUUUUUCAGUGUUAUUUAUUUAUUUUUCUUUGUCAUGCUGAGCGCCACCAUCCCCCUGGUUGUUUUUGUUAUUGUCCUCACUGUUUGCUCUCUGUCUGUUGUACCGGCGCCGUUAGAGCAUCGACAGCUCCACAUGACGUCUGCACCUCCGAGGGGCAGCAGUGACUCCUUGUGCAUCGGCCUGAAUCAAACGUCUUUAUCAUCAGUGUGAGGGAGAGUGUCAAUGUUAAACCUCUCAGGAAAACUCACAGCACUCUCUCUGCUCCAACUUACAACCUCUGUCAGGUCAGACUCCCAGAAUGCUUUGCUUCCAGCCAUAUAGCAUAGUGGGCUAUUUUUAGGCACAUUAAUAUUCCUCUUAGUAGAGUUCACAUAUUCAAAAUAGCACACACAUUAGCAUCAUUUAUCUAUCAUUAAUGUCUAUUUACAAACACAAAAACUGCAAGGUUAUUCAUUAGUAACCCUCAAAUUACUGUUAAUGCUUAGUCUGUUUACAGCAACCAACUGGACUGUCUCUAAAGUGAAUAAGAAUAAAAAGGGCGUGAAAUACUGAGCAAAUGGUUUGAGGAUUGGGAUUAAAGUAAAACAACUGCCAAACUCACUCAUAAUAAGUAAAAUUGGAGGUAAUUGAUAGAAAAAUCAAACUGGAGCUAUGAAUUUAAACGCCCUAUUGCACGACUAAUAAAGAUAAUCAAAGAGCCCGUACUUGACUGAUGAUUUAUUGGUGAAUAUUGUACUUGAAAAUAAAGGAUUACCAUCAUUUCAGAACAUAAGCAGAGUCCAUCUGUACGUUUGCCAGGGAGUUCAACUGAAACAACAAUUCAUUAACAUCAAAUUGAUUAGAUUUUAUGUUUUUGCCCAUAAGUUAGGGGCAAAACCCAUACUAGCAUUAUUGUUUUGAUAACAGCAAAAUAUAUAAAGUUUUCAGAGGGCUGACUUGACCAACAUAAAGCCUCUGAUAGGAUAUUUCAUUUUGAUGGUCUAUAAGAAGUGUAAAAAUUAGGAUUUUAAAAGAGUUUUAAAAAAGGUAUUCCCUGUUCAAUCCUUUAAGAUAUGAUAAGAUGAGUUUGUUCGCCCCUCAGCUGAGUGGCUGUUCAUCUCACAGCUUUAGAAAGGCCAACAUGACUGUUUUCUAAAUCAGGGGGAGUCAGUUUGUUUUUCAGGGCGAUUACGCUGCGCUUCGGUGAAUUUAUUCCCUUUGACUAAAUACAAAAUAAGUGUGCACGCCAGCUGUGGCAUAUCCUUUUUCCUCUAUUAUCUAGAGAUUUGCGCUUAGACAGUGAUUAAAUGACUCCAGACGGAAACAGAUCCUUCGGCGAAUAGUACAGUUAGGUAGAAAAAGAAGCUGUAGUGUAAAUCAGAUGAGAUAUGGAGUUUACCUUUCUGAUCACUACCCUUCCCCUCUCUUUCCCUUUUAAGUCCAAAAUAUCUCAAGCUAUCUCUUUGAAUGCAAUCUUCAAACGUGUUUUUCACCCUCCUGCAACCUCACUAGCGUCUAAUUGCAGCCGGACGCUGUUAUGGAAGUGGCUAUAGCAUCACUGGGAGGAUAUUCUGUGUUGUUUUUCAGAGAGAAAGGAAACCACACAGAGAGGACGCACACACAGACACACGGACGUAAAAACAGUUCCCACUGUGCAUAAUUAGCAAGAAGUGUGAGAUGCAGAAUCAUUGCAUUCAUUAUGGGCUGGAUGGUUUCCAGUGGAUGGUAGUUUGGGAGCAGAGGGAGAAGUCUUGCAAAUCCAUAGCGCCUUGCACCCCUGUGAGGAGCGAGUUCGCGGGGAAUUCAUUAAUGGCAUAUUUAAGUGUUAGUCAUGGCGCGUGGCUCCCACUGAUCUGCUAAUGGAGCUCCUCUGUGGCACUUUCAUGCUAUGAAACUGUCCCCAUGUUUGAUUCUGUCAUGAGAGCCAGAGUUUUUGUCUGACAGCCUGGUAGAAGUGAAUUAGUGAAUUAGUCAUUAUGACAACAGGGAAUCUCCCAGGACUUUAGAUCUAACUCAUUGUUGAAGUUUUGUAGUUUUUAAUAUCAGCCCUCAGGGUUUCAAUCAAUCUUUGUUUAUACAAGGCCAAACCAGAAUAAGUGAUAAUUCAGGACACUUAAAACAACAUGAUCGGUCAUGGAGGCAAAAGGCAACACACGACUUUAUUAACUCUAACACAGAGUGCGAGUAAUAUCAUCUAUUCACCUAAUGCGCACGGAUCUAGAUUCGUGAAUGAAAGCAUUUACUGGCUUUAGUCGCCCAUCAAAUCUAAAUAAUUUCAUCAUUCCUUGGAUACUGGCGCCGUGGAUACGAUAAAUCCAAGCGUAGUAGAAAUGGUUGUGAAGAUUGCUACUAUUUAUUUGUUGUGGGAAGGAGAGGCGAUGAGAGAGGAGGAGAGACACUCUGACAUGAGUAAAUUAGAUCCAGAGAGGGAAAUAGCAGGGGGUAAAGUGCUGCUUUUACUGCUCAGGCUGCAGGUGCUGCAGCUUUCCAACUGACCCCACAACCAUAGGCACACAUAUGCACUCACAGGAUUACCAGGUAAUGUGACGUCCUCACUCACUUGCCUCCAGGCGAGCUCCUUUUAAUUCCGGUUUCGGUAAUUGAAAGGAAAGGUAUCAUAUAAUUCGGGGCUCCCACACACCGACACAAUCAGUUUGUCCUCCACUUUAGAUACCACUGAACAACUGUGCGUUUUCAUACGUCACCCGGCAACCUUAUCGCAAUGCGAACAUUUGCUCAAGUUGAGACAUUUUCAACUUACGCCCAAUUCGCGUCUUUUGCACCACCAGAAUGGUAAGAGCGUCUAAUCGUGUCUUUGCAUUGACUAAACAUGUAAGUGAAUCACGCAAAUGAUUUUACUUAGACAGUAAUAAAUAUAUUUCACUGUAAUUUGAUUAUCCAUUUCAAAUAAGGGUCAAAUGUAUGAUUUAUUGAUGAUUUAUUCACACAUUCAGGCUGCUUUAUUCCCCUCUCAGUAAAACCAGGUGGCAAGCCGCGGUCCUGAGAAAUGAAGCUGAUGAGGGAAGGGAGGGCUUAAUACUGCAGUUCCCUAAGAGCACACUUGGGUCUAGCUGAAGAAGCACCAGAAACCAUGAACACACUGAGUCGAAAAAGGUCUGUUUUUAGAGCAGGUAUAAACACGUUUACAUUUUGACAUAUAAUGAUCAACACGAUAUGUGCAUAUUUAUAUUCAAAACCUUACUAAAAGAUGACUGUGCUUGAUGUUUGGACUGAUGAUGAGUUCUCAAGAUCAAAUGCUGACACUGUUUGUUGUUUCGGUGACAUGGUUAAUGUUACCGACAGUUAUGUUUCAAGACUGUAACAAAAACCCCUAAGAUGCAGUGCGGGAGUCUAUGUGAUACACAGUUAUACACUGUAUACCUACUAGGAAAAUACACAGUGACAUCGCUGUGUGCUUAUGAAUUGGAAAGUAUGGUCAGAAGUUUACUCUGCAUUAUGCACUUUAGACCCUGCAGGUAAUUUAGUGAAAUAAUGCUGAUAUUGUGUGAAUGGUGGUUGGUGAUGUGUGCACGAGCCGGUGUGCCAGUGAACUUUUUGCUGCUGCUGCAUGUGUAUUGGGUUCAGUAGUUGCUGGAGUGCUCUGCAUGUAAAAACAAGGAAGCCAGAUAGAUUGCUUUCAUGAGUGGACUUGUUCUUCUACUGUUGCUACUGUUGUUAUCCCUGAAAUGACAUGUGCGUCUUAUAUCAUACUUUUCUCAUGAUAAACCACUAUAAAUAAACCACUCUUCUUAUUCUUGGUCUUCAAGGUUAACACCCCACAACUGUUGCAGCCGUGAAACAUCAUGAUAACAACGUUGUUAUACUUAUGGAAAAUGUGUUAAUUAAAAAGAAGAGCAGGUCAAUACUAGGACUGCACCACAUAGAAAAACAAAGCUAAUAUUGCAAUAUUAUUCUUUUCGGCAGUAUACUGUACUGUAAAAUGUAUAGGGGAGGGUGGGGUAAGUUGAGCCAAAGGUGAAGUUGAACCACCCUCUGUUGCUUGGUAAAUGGUCAAAGAAAUUGAUCAUGUGACCAAAUAUUUCAGAGAUGGGCAUCAAUUCAUGGAGUCUGUGAAGGUUAGAAGCACAUGGUUGAAGUGGUUAGACAUUUAUUUCCAAAAAAACAUUUUUCACUCUUGAAAGUGAAUUUAGUCUGUCAUAAGUUUUAUUAGAAUUGUGUUCAGACCAAAAAAAGAUCCUUUAAAUUUGUUUUAUACAUCAAUUGUUGUAUCUAUGAGCUACAACAUGAGGUCAAAAACCUAGUAUAAAAGUCCACCAUUUUAGCUCAGAGGACUAAUAAAGUCAUAAUAGUAGUUCUGGGGUAAAUGGAGUCGGUGGCUCAUUGAGAAAGUAAAAAAGUCUGAUGAGAGGAUCAGAGUUUCAGUUCAGAUUGUUGAAAUGUGUUACUUUGUCUUUUCUAAAAUACAGCUGUGAAUGUUCUGAAUCACUUAAAGACAUUCUCAUGUUAAAAUGACUUUUUACAAAACAGCUUUUUAACAGUUAUAUGUAAUAAUAACAAAAGAAUUAUUGUACCAGUUGAGUAGAAUAUAAUAGAUAAAAAUACACAUGAAUAUGAAGAAGUGACUGUUAUUUAGGGAGAGAGAAGGUGAGGGAGGGCUGGGGUGGAGAUUGAGGGGGGUAGUAGAGAUACAGCUCAACUUACCCGCUCCUAUGUUCAACUUACCCCAUACAUGGGAGACCACUUUUUUUUGGCAUGUUAUAUUAUCAAGACAGUUAAUGUUUGCACUCAUUCUGUUGGUUUGCAGGGAUGCACAUCUUGAAAUAUAUGCAGAUACACUAGUUAGAGACAAAACUAUGAUUGCCUUGAUGUAGUGAUCCGAAAUAUGAAAAAUGGCUCAUCUUACCCCACUCUCCCCUACCAGGUAAAUGCAGGGUAUUUUAAGUGUUUGGCAACUAUUUAAAAUUUCAAAAGCACAGUAAUACUAUUUGUAAAUUGGGUCUUUAAGUCUGAAUAAAUCAGAUCUCCCUCUUCACAUUUUAACAACCUCCUGACAGUAGCUCUGGCACUUGCACAGAGAAGUGGAGACACAAGAGGAGUGACGCACUGCAACAUAAACUGUAGCUACUAAUUAACACAAUCAACUAACCUGCACGUAAAUAAUAAUCUCUGCGAUUGAAAAUAUAUAUGUUUCUCCAAACUCAUCAUCCUCUCCCUCAGAUGAUUAUCACUUCACUGUGAUGUACAUGCACUGCUGGUGUAGAUGCUCAAAGUAAACACUCUGUGGUACUGUAGCGACUAAGUCUAAAAUUUAAAGCCACUGAGGGGCUGCAUAGACGGGCUAAACAUGAUUGACUGGCUUGCUGUGCACUGUUUCGGAUUGUUUUGGGAAAUAAAACAUCCGUCUUCUUCUGCAAUUUUAUGAAUUAUUUAUUGCUCACCAUUAUGGUCUUCAUGAGAAGUCAAAGAAUUAGUGUUCACCAAAAUCCAUAAAUUCGGCAAAAACAAUAAAAUUCACAAGAUUUCACCCGACCUGGCAUGCUGGCGUUGGGUGAAAAAAAUAAUAAAUAAACAAAUUUGUACUUCACGGUCUAGGAACACCUGCUACCUGUCCCUACCUAAGUAGGCGUGUGAUCCAAGACACAAAGGUGACCCCUAGUGGACAACUUAUUGUCAUACACACAUAUACUGAUAUCUUAGAGUGGCCCUUACAGGUACCCGUAGUGUAGCAGUCAGUGCGUAAUCCAGCGACACUCACAAGCACCAACAUGAGCUGUGGACAACACUGUCUUUCAAUCCAUCUGGUUUUAUCAAGUGUUUUCCAGGUAUCUAAGGUGACAGCAGAGCGCAACAAGUGUGCACUUUCUUCAGAUAUUAUCUGCAUCGUGGUCAUUUUCUCUAUGAGUAUAAAUGAGGGGCUGAAUUGUAGUGAUGUCAGGUAGAUUUUCAUUGACAAAUCCUCGACAACAGGGCAGCGGAGAGAGUGUGACAUCUUUCAGGUUAUAUGACUGACAUCGUGGCCCCUACCAUUUGACAAUCGCACACAUGCACAUUGCAAUAGAUAGCUUUCAAGUCAUGCCUACAAAGCUGUGUAAAUAGUAGCACCCACAACUUAAUAUCAUUUGAAAAGCAGCUAAACUAAAACAGAGUUUGUUUGUUUUUUGAGCUGCAUGUCAUGAAUAGCUUCUCUGUAGGUGGCCCAGAUUAGGGAAUUCCAACCUUUUUGACGGUACUGAAUCUACAGCAUCUGACGGUCUGGUGGGAUGGGGGUAUCAGUACACAAUAUGUGGUAAUUCUCUACUAAUAUCAUGCUAAGAUAUAUAAAAAACAGUUAAAGCUUGACACAAUCCAUCAGUGUGAGCCUUGAGCCAGCUUGGGAGUGGUGAAACCAAAUUUUACGAAGGUGUUGUCAUAUUGAAUAUCCUCACUGUCCAUGGGUCCAUUUCCAGCAGCCCCAGUAUAUAAAAAAAUAAUUUAAAAAAAACACUUCUUAUUGUUGUUUAUCUCUUCAAGAUUUAUCAUUACUAGCUAACAAAAAAAAAAUAUAUAAUAUAAACUUUAAAUGAACUUAAUUUUGCAGUUUAAAGAAAUAAAGUGUAAGGCUUUUUUAUAAUCCCCAUACUCGGUUAAAAUUAGGUGUAUCUUUAUAAUUUUAAGUAAAAGUUGAAAAAAGGGGAAAACAGCAAAUGAUUGCAGCCUUUUGAAUCUACUGUGGUACUUUUCUAUUCUUGUGAAUUUUGUAAAUGACCGAUGGAGCGAAAUCAUCUUUCUGAAGGUCCCACCUUAAUACACAGCGGAGCAGAAAAAGUGUUUCAUCAAAUACACACAGCUCAUAGUGUGUUUGUCCUACUCGAUCACUCACUCUCUGUCUGUUUAUCUAUCACACACCAACUCAAACACACCCAUGCACACACACAAAUACAAACACUCACACACAAACACACACAUAAAUCCCCCCGGUGAGCCUUUUACUCCAGAGGUUGGAUCUGGUCUGAACCAAACUGUAAUAUAAUAUGCUUAGUCAUCAGAAUAGCAAAACAGCAACAGCAUCUGCGUGCACACACUCUAACCCUAGCCCUGACACACACAUUAACAGACACACACACACACACACACACACACACACACAGAGCGAAAUCCAAAUAAGAGCUUGCCAUCCAAAUCUGCAAAUGCAGUUAGACAACCCCCUCCCCCGUCAUCUUACCCCCCAAUGCCAAAUCCAGACAGUGGUGCCUGUUCGUUUCCAUGACAACAGCCUGAAAGUAUUAUAUCAUCAGUGAGGAGGGAGCAGGGCAGAAUUUUACACGCAUGCACACACACUCAAACUCAAACACACACACACAUUCCCUCACUGUGUUUUUUGCUCUCACUACGUCAGACACGCACUCACACACACAUACAAACAUACAUAUCCCUGAGUGCCCCCCGUUACAUAAGGCUCCCCAGCUCGCACUGAGGAGAUGUGACAUCAUCACCAUACAUGCAGAGGGUGAGGAGGGUACGUGUCAAAUUUUAGGGGGCAGAGUCAGGUCGUUCGAACCAUCUCAUCAGAGGAAUGUGAUUAAAUUUUUGUGAUGAAAGUAUUGGCCGUUUUUCCCAGAAGUGGACGAAUCAUACUGACUUUCACACAGCAGCCAGUCUGCAGAUUUUUAAGGGAAUGUGUUUGGGAACAACCCCUCUUAACUCUGCAAAUCCCCCACUGCGCUGUGCUGUGCUCUACUGAUGUUGAACAAAGUGUUUGUUUUCUGUAAAAGAGAGAAAAAUCUUCCUUGUAUCAGGAAAUGGGAGUCAUGAGGAUGUAGCAACUUCAAAAAACUCUUCCUGGAGAGGAGUUGAGUGUCCAUCAUCAGAUCUACAUAGCCUCAUGAACUGCAUGGCGGCAAUAUAUGUAAAAAUCGUAACUCUUAACUUUCACUAUCCUAUUGCACGCAAAGACUUUUGUUUUUGAUGACACUGAUCAUAAGAGUUAAAUUUUUGGUAUUUUCCUAUUAGACUUUUAAAUUUGUAUUCAUCUAUGACAUGAUUAGACAAGCUUCAGGUAACAAUGUGUUUACAUUAUGAAUCGCAGAAGUCAGAAAAAUGAAAAUAGAAAAAAACAUUAUUUGGAAAAAAUGAAGAUGGCUGUCAUAGGAUAUUAUUGAGCCCUAAUUUCUAAGGUCUUGAAUAUGAAAAUAAAAAUCAGUGAUCUGCAUUUUUUAACCCAAGUUCGAGACUUUUGGAGGGAAUGAGGAAGCUCUUGUGGACUGUUGUUCUCACAACUUACCUCUUUCAAGUCAAAGAGAUUUUCAAAGUUUCAGGCUUUUCAGGUCAGCUGAUUAUUGCUUUGACUAAACUGGACACUUCUUUUUCACCAUAGUAAGGAAGAGGGAGCAACAAUCAAAUUUUCAUCAGUAUGAGGCAUUCUGCAUGGGAGCUGGCUGAGUGUAGAAUGUGCAGGGAUUAUCACUCGACUGAAUUUAUUGAUAAUCUAUCAAAUGAAUCUAUAAAUGAUGUUCCUGCACCAUGUCCACAGUCAGCUCUCUGUUGAUUUGAGACCACAUUAAUGAUGAACACCUGAAACAUGUACCUCACAUUAGCAGUGCCAGCCCACUAAAGACACUGUGAAGCUUAUUAACUCAUAAAGGCGCCAUUGAAGUCAUUAACGUCCAUGUAGCUGGUUGUCUGUGUGACCUGUGGGAGAAAGUAACAUGCGGUGUCUUUAUUUAAGUCAGUGAGUGGACCUGCUCUGCUUUCAUUCUGUCAUAACGUGCUAUAAGGAGCCAACAUGCUGACAUUACGCGUGCUUUUUUUUCCAUGUACUUGAAAAUGCAGCUGUCAGUGGUUUCUUGAUUUUCAUAGCAUGUUGGCAGCCCUGGGUUAGAAAGCAAUGAAUCGGCGAAUGAAGUGGGGCAAAAGGGGCUUCCUAGUUUAUAUUUAAACAGCAGAGAUUGCAGGAAACCCCCCAAGACUCUCAGGCAUUACUCCACCUUUCACCCCCAUCCCUGUGACGGUUAUAAAUAACAUGGAAGACGGAGGGAGAGUGAGAGCGAGUUCAGAUGAAGAGAGUGGUUUUCCUCUGGGAUUUGUACAGUAGAUGUGUGUGAGAAAGUUUCGGGUCAGAGUUAAUGUAACAGGGACAUAUGCAUGUGAACACCACGCACUCCUCGUCUUCAUUUCCCUCCUUAUAAAUGAACCCACCCACUCUUACAUACAUGAUGAUGAUACCAUACUCUCACUGAGGCUCAAACUCCCUGCCAACAGACGAAAAGUUGCCUCUGAUUGUUUUAAAAGUCGCUUUGGUUUGAUUGUUUAAAAGAAAUAAGUGAUUUUAGUAACAUUUCACCCUGAAUCUUAUUUUUUUGUAUGAAUAAAAGUGAACCUGAGAUCAUCUCUCUGCAGAGACGGUAGGUUCUGCCAGAUUGGGAGCAGCCCACUGGGCAGUAUAUGUGCAGAUAUGAAUCGUGUUCCUGACCUUGAUGUGACUGUAAAAUCUUCACAGGUUGAACAUUAUUUCAUUUUUGCUUUGAUAUAUUUACAACCUAUGGAAAAAGAUUUUGCUUGUGUUGGUGAGUUUUGCAGAAAAUGUCAUGAAAGUUGAGAAACUGCUCAAAGAUGAAGCUUGUCUCUAAACGCGGAUUCCUCAUUCUGGUGAAAUCUCUUUAUUUUUAAACAUUUUGUACCAUUUACACUCUGAAAGCUGCUAUCUUAUUUAAGCAGGUAUGUUUGGGCUGCUGCUGUCCGGAGCAACAAGCAGUGCUGAGCACCUCCUUCAUUUGUGCUCGUCCCAGAUUCUCGUAUAAAUUAAUCAAACUGCUCCCGUUUUUAGUUUAGUUGUUUUAGACCUGGAUGAAACUCAAAAAGGACAGAGAUUUGAGGCUUGAGGUCUGCAAUUCAGACAUUUCAGGACAACUGAAGAGAAUUCAUCUUAUUCAUGAAUCCCUUUUUAUUGUUUUUGAAAGCAAGGUUUGAAUGAAUCACCCAGAUCCAGGUAUUAGACAGAAUCAUAAAGGCCCUGAGCCCACGAUAAGAGAUUCAGCCAUUAGAAAAGUCCUUUGGCUGUGUGAUAGCUGUUCAAUGUCGUGAGUCCUCAGGAUCCAUGGGUAGUUAUCUGAGUGGGUGCCUGGGAAAUGACUGUUCCUUCAUAGUUGCUCAGUGACUGUAUUGAGCUGUGAGCAGCAGAGUAGCACAGCCAGCGAUGGUUCGAGCUGCUUUACUCAACUAUUACUGAAGCCGUGGUGUUGAGUUCUGGGGCUUUUAAGAGGUGACUGUUUGUUGAGAGGUGUGAAGUGUAAUUCUCACAAAACAGAGGGGGGCUCAAUGAGAAAUGUGACUCCAUUGCUGGACAGAACAGUAUUUUUUAGUUGGGCUAUCACCGCGCCUUUAAAUGUAGCAAUAAAAAAAAAAAACAUGGGUAGAUUUCAGAGGAGAAAUUCCCCCUCAUUUUAUAAAUUAAAUUAGGAUAAUCCUGAUGUUUGGAAACAAAGGAAUCUAAUCCGGCUCAAAAAGUUUGAUCCAGAUCAAAACCAAAACAGGAUUAAAUAAUGUAAUCUGGUUUGAGAAUACUUUUUUGUAUCCUUUUAAACCACAUGAUUUUACAGAUUUGACCCAAUCCAGUCAGUUUGUUUAAUGACAACGUGGAGGUGCAGGUAACAUGAUUCAGAGCUUUGUUUUUAGUGAGACAAAUGAGAAGACAGUGAGUUUAAAGAUAGCCCACACAGUCUAGCACAACACACUGAUAUUACAAAUAAUGCAGGAGGAAGCCAGGAAGAGCAAAUAAGACUCUGUAGAGGAUGUAAUAAGAGGCCAGAGAGAUUUGGCAGAAAUGCAACAACACGGCAGCUAGCGUGAUACGCUUGUGCAUCUGAAAGGUUCAGUGGAGCAUAAAGGAGAUGCAAAGGAGCCGCAGAGCUCCGGCACGAGGAAAACAAGCCAAACAGAAGUCAUGCUCAGAUCGACUCACAGCCCCCUCAGCGGCUCACUUUGGCUCCUUCCAAAUUGCCUGCUAAAUUAGACUGGCAUGGGAUGAUGCAGGCGGGCGAGCACGCGGGCAGUCAGGAGAGUGAAGCAGACCGAAGCAGAAUGUGUCCCCUGGCACGCUGCAGCCUGAUUACUGAUUGAUACAUUGACUUCUGCUGAUUGAACAGAGCCAAGACCAACACGGGGACUGAGAUGACUGCAGAAAAAAAGAAACAGUCAAAGUCUUGCUGCCUAUUGUGUGUGCAUGUGUGUGUGCAUGUGUGGCUGGCACAUGUGCUUGUGUCGCACUCCAUCUGCUUGUUCAGUGGUGGUGUGUGUGUGCGGAUGUACUACAGCCAGCCGGGCUUUGUAGGGUCAGAGUACCCUCAGCAGCUGUUGAAGGUUCAUCCCAGUGACCUCGCUUACAACUGCACUAAUUACCCCACCGAAAAUUACAUCACUUCUUCUUUCUUUCUUUGUUUCCUCGUGUGAACUCAGUCAGUGCUCUUGCAGAGGAAGACGUUUGCAAAUAUGAUCAGCUAUUAUUAACCCUGUGAGCGCCACAGUGAAGUCAGAUGAUCCUACUCAUAAUGGUAGGCAGUUCAUAUGUGCAGGAGGUAGAUACAGCAUAAAAACAGUUCAAACAGACCCUCCUCCUCCACUGUGUUAAUCUUCUAUAGGGAUGGGUAUUGAUAACAUUUUAUUGAUACCAAUGCCGUUAUCAAUUCCGCUUAUUGAUCCAAUUAUUUAUUUACUCCCUAAUCAAUUCCUCCUGUGAAUUUUUCUAUGUACAAAACGUAGGCUGUACAGGUUUUCUGUGUAAACAACAUUUUAUUGAGUUUAUAAGUUAAUAAAUAUGAAAUCGAACACUGUAUCCUAGAUCUCCGGACGUGACUAAAUAUAUCAGUACAAAGUUUAAAUUAUUAGUUUUCUCAUGAAGGAUCCUUGAUCUUUCAGGGCUGAUAUUAUCUCAAGCUGACGAAAAGACCCUCUCAGAUGGGGUUGAAGAUGCACGAACACGCAUAUAGGAAGCCGAAAGUGCUCAGAGCAAGGGCAGGUAGCAAAUGUACUUGGUCCACCAUUUAUAUCAUGUAAAAUGGAUCAAACGACUCAAAAUUUGUGCAGCAUUUGUUUCAUCUACCUCAAAUAACAUUACAGAAUCUAUCAUUGAAAACACUGUGCUCAUAUUAACAGGACAGAAAAAAACAAAACUUAACCUCGUCAGCUUUGCUCUACAGCGAAGUUGCAGUGGCUGCACUGGUUUGGAGUUUGUCGAACUCUUGGUAUUUAACAUAUGCCGGUGGUGUUUGCCACCCUUGCAUGAUAUUACAGCAUUGCACAAAUUGCACUUUGUGUUUUUAGUGUCCUUUUUGUUCAAAUGAAGCCAAGCUUUCGAUUACUUCGAUCUCUCCGCCAUUGUCUUGGAAAUUCUGCUGCUGACUGACAAGCCCGACUGACUUGUGGCACUUUAUGUGAUGUUGAUGUGAGGUCCAGCCGCUCCGGCGUAUUGUGAAGAACUGACAAGGGAAUCGUUAAGCAUCAAGGCUAAUGAUGUCGAUGAGUCGAACCAUUCCUAGUCGAUUCUUAAACGGAACCGGUUAUGGGUCCCUAAUCUUCAAGUUUUCAUCAGACACCUUAACAAUAUUAAAAUAUCAGGAUGAUUUUCAAAAUAAAACACUCCACCCGGAUGAUCGAUUUUCCCUUGAUUGAUUUCUCACAUUUCUCAGACUAACCUGUCUGACUAAUGAGGUUGGGGAUUGAUUAUUAUCUUGCGUGUGUACACCUCAUUCAUAUGUCAGACUUUGGCUUGAAAGUUGAACAACAUAAAUUAGCCAGUUAGGAAAUGAAACUUCAACAGACAAAGUGACGUGAAAAAGAUGAAGCUGUCAUAUAGAAUGUGUGAAAGGUACAGAGCUGUAAAGUUGUGUGCUUUAUGUACAACCUGUUAGUGACUUGUUAUCCCGAUUGUCGAGGGGCCGGGGUAUGUAAUGUAACAGGUCAACUGGGAGAUGGUCCAUUAUUAAGACGCUGAUGGGGGCACAUAGCCACCUUGCAUAACAGAGGUGGGCGUACUUUUGUUAAAAUCAGUUCUGAAUUGAUCAUCAUUUGUCGUCAUGUUUUUAAAAAGGUUGGGAUUUAAAAAUCUUUUGGUGUCUGCCAGGAUCUACCUGUUUACAGUUAUUAGAUUUUUAAUAUAGAAGCUUACCAGUAAACACACAGUAUGCUACACUGCUGAGAAGGCAGGCCUUGCUUGCUUUCUCCUUUCGUCAAUCAAAGAGGUUGAGUCAGUGUAUCUGUUCACUGAAAUCCAUUUUCAGUCAGACUGUUCUCAGACUGACUGAGUAAAACAUCUGAUUGCGUGAGCUGUCACAUUCAGGUAUUAUCUUUGACUAGUUCCUCCUCUCAUCUGUCCUACACGCCCUCACUGCUCCCUACAUACAGCAGAGCACAUGCUUUUUUUUUUCCUAUCCCCAAACAUCAUGCAUAAUGCACCGUACCUCUGCCUGCACUCUGUAUGUCGUACAUCAAACGUCAACGCUAAUGGCAAAUACACGGCGACGGCGCAGCGGCUGCAUCUGAGGAGUGACUCCCCUCAGGUUGAAAGUAGCAGUCUAUUAUUUUGCCCACCUCUCCAAUCUGCCACUGAAUCACUCUCUGCUUCAAGGAGACUUUCUCUCUGUUGCUAUGGAGUUUGUCUUCGGAGGGAAACAUAAUUUACCAGCAACCAGGCACGAGUGCUGAUAUUAAUGAAAUGAGAGAUGUGAGUGUGUGUGUUUAGGCAUGCUGGUAUUUCAAUUUUACUGAAUAGAAACAUUUGAAACCAUGUGUGAAAUAUGUUUCAAUCUCAUCUCCAUCAGAUGCGAUGUCCAGUUUGAAAAGCUUUUUUUGUUUUCACUCACAUAUUAAGACGUUCCCAUUCAAACAGACUGACUGUGGCAGAAGCUGCAGAGUUUCUGUUUGCUCUGUAAAGUCCUCCGUCUUGGUUUAGUGAGUCUAAAAAUGUGUGGAAUAAAUUGUCCUUGGUGUGUUUUUUUCUUGACGUAAGGUAUCUCCUGGCAAUGUAUGUCCUUUGUUGUGCCUGAAAGCGCCCUCCCUUUGCCUGGUUGUCUUGAAUUAAAAUGUGUUUGAAUAGGCGGGUGAGUCACACCUGAAAAGCAGUUGUGUAAGUAGUGACCCAGCAGGCACAGCGAAAAGGAAAGUGAUAUUCUGUUGGCUACAUAAUGUGCAUGCGUCACUUGAAGACAAAAUAAGCAUUGACAGGAAAAAGCACCAGGGAAUGAAAGAUUUUUUUCAUACCUUGAACCCUUGAAGGUGAAGUGACUUCCUAAGCCAGCAUAGAUGAAAAUGACUGUACUCUUUUUUUUUUUACACAUGUAGGUCUGAUGAUGUAGCUCUUGAAGUUUUCUGGACAUUUUCUGGGGCUCUCACGUCCAAAUUUCCCUUAUAGAGGGAAGGUUAGUGUUCAGGGAGGAGGAGCUAGGAGUGGACAUGGAUAGCAUACUGCAUAAGUGACAAUUCAAUGUUCUGAACAUGAUGGAUGAAGCAACAGAGAUCUACAGUCUGAUCCUACAUGUUGCCUGAGUCUUAAGUAGAGCUGAGCGAUAAACCAAAAAUUUACUGACACCGAAAUUUACGACAAUAACUGAUGUCAUUUUGCCCAUAUCGGUAUAUUUGGUGUCAAUAAAUAAAUAAAUAAGUUGGUUUUGGAUGUGUGUAGGUAGGCUAUGGUCUUAUGUUCCUUUAAGAUGCUGUCCUACGUCAGAGACGUGACUCCACCCCAUCCGGUCUGUAACAAAGAGGGAAAGACAGGUGAGGAGAUGGAGGACUGUUCAAAAGUUGUAGCGGCUGAAGUAGACAAAGUUAAUGUGGAGGGGGUGAGCAGCUUGUGAAGUAGUUAUCGUCCAUUUAUCGUUAUCGAGGUGAACUGCUCAAUAUAUCAAGAUAUUGAUUUGAGGCCAUAUCGCCCAGCCCUAGUCUUAAGGAUGUAAGUCCCCCCUUGGAAUAAGGUCUGGUUACAAUUCAUUUCAAGACUGAGUCAUUAAAGUGAAGUUUAAUGUUCAGUUUGGUUCAGUUUUGUGUAAACCGAUGAUUGGUGAUUAGGGGAUGACAGGAAAAUCCCUGGUAAAGUUUGGGUAAAAAUUCUCUCUGUGUUUACACAUGCAGAAAUUUGGGGAAGAGUUUUAGAGAUUUGUGGAGUUUUGUUCACACUUAAAUACAGUUUUUACACUCUCAUAAAAACCUCCUAAUAUGAUUAAAGAGCAAAGUCAGCUUUUUAUUUCAACAGCAGAAUCCUGUCAGUGUUCUUGUUGACGUGCCUCAAACAUGCUGUGUACAGUCGCGACUAUGCAGUGAAAGUGUGAGAGCUCAGUCACUGACUGAUAUCAAAGCUACACACAAAGUCCUGCUCUUACAGCUGUUACUUAUUGCUUUUCCUUCUGUCCUCUUUUAAAAUACUUGACUAGCAGGUGGCUUGAGUUAUGCUCAGUAAAAAAGAUGCUCUUUUACAGAGCUGCGUCUGUGCUGUUUGCAGGAGCACAAUGGUAUUGGUCAAAAGAGAAAACAUUGGCGUCAUGUUGCAAAUCAGUGGUUUCAGAUUAACCAUUGACUACACUCUAUAACAUUUAAAAAAAUCUUAUUUAGCAUGCACAUCUGCCGAAGACACGGUCGUUACUUAACAACAAUAAUUAUGUCACAAAUGCACUUUUUAAACCAUCAUUAACAAUCCUAUGAGAAUGGUGGCCAAAAAGGGAGAACAAUCUACAAUGGCCCAAAUAAUCCUCAGAAGGAGAAACACACCGCAAAUAAAGAAAUGACACAACUUCAAAACACAUAGCAGUCCAAAACAAACCCAAGGGUGUAAAUGUAAAGCGAUAAAGCAAAAGACCUAAAUAACAUCAAACACACCGCUAACACUCAAAUGAUACAAAGCAAAAAUACACAAAGCAGAAAGCAGUUACAGAAUGAAGAAUGAAGUGGAGGAAAAGCAGCAAAUAAGUCAGACUUUUAAACACAAAUAGCAAAGUUUAGAUUCAGCCUGGCUGUUUGAACCAUAUAGCUCCAACCAGUUUGACCUUUGUGCAUGCUCAGUUCGUAGUUCUAAGAUGUCUUUUUUUUAGUCAAGAUUAUAAAAAGGACCUGAAAAGGAAUUCCUCUUAACAGCUGAGACCCGAGCGAGGUUCAACAUCCGAAUGCCCUUGCUGUAAUGGAGAUCCUCUGUUUCUACAGCCAGGGCCUUCUCUGUUUGCAGAACUUCAGCUCUUCAUGCAGCAGGCUUUCUGCAGCAUGUUUUGUCAUUUGAGGAGCAAUGCCAUCACUGAAUUUGGUUUGGAUUUUUUUAUACAUUUUGGAGGUCAUUUUGGUUUUGCAUUUGUAGUGCAUUUCUCCUUAUAAAGAUUGUUUAUUCAUGAGCCUUUGCUCCAUUAUGCCCCAACCUACUUUUUGGUUGCAACAAUAUGUUUUAGAUUUGAGUCAUAGCAACUCAGAAGAAAGUCUCUUUAUGCAAAGUGGACAAAGCCAUCAGGACUCUAAUGGGCAACAGUUUGAAGCCUCUAGUUUGACUUUUUAGCCAAAGUUAUCUUGUUUUCUGUGAAGGUAGACACUGCUACUUAUCUUUCCUGGGAAAUGAGUCACAAUUUGAGCCACUUGUCAACAACGUGCAGCUAUGCCCUACAAACAUACCUCUCCAUUAUCCAGUCAGCUCUAAAGGAACUCUUUACUCACUACAUUACCCAAAAGUAGGAUAUUUAAUUUGAACUUUUUAAUUUCCUUGAGGGAACCUUCCCAAAAAGAUUAAUAAAAUUGUAUCUGAUCUAAUUUAAUCUAUUCCCCGCCUAAAAGAGUCUGAUAUUCAAGAUUUAAAAAUUCUACCAGGAUUUUAUUAUUUAAUUUAAUAUUUUAAUGAACUUUUGUGCACAAAUAGGCAAGAAAAAUUAUGUUUGAGUUCAGAGAAGAAUUACAAUUAUUAAAUCUGCAGGAAGUGUUGAAUAGGCUCUUGUAACUUUGAUGUGUGGUGCAUGAUAUUUAAGCAGCUCAAAGAGUCUGUGUGUGUGUGUGUGUGCGUGCGUAGGUGUGUGUGUGCAAUUGUGUGAAUGCAUAAAGGUUAAGCAUAAAUUGGGACCACUGUGUUUCCUUGUAUUUCCAAAUUGAGAAAACUCUAAAAAGUCUGUGUAUGUGCAUAAUGAAAUUACUGAAGUUUAAGAUGGUUCAGGACUAUAUUAUAUGGAAUUAUGUUAGACAUUAUCUGUGUCAGUGAGGCAGGUGUUUUGUGAGAAAUGACACAGUAGGUUCAUCUGAUGCUGUAUCCCCUCCCGGCACACACAGUGUCAGGUUGGGCGCGGUGAAUCCUGACUGUUUUUUCUUCUCAAUCCCAGCAUCCUCUCCACAGGACUCAGCUGAUGAGCCUCCUGUCUCACCUGAUCAUGCUGAGAGCCAUUCACCUCUCCUGGCUGCUCUCCUGCUGUCCACUUCUACCUGAGUGGACCCUCAUGGACGUGUUCAUACUCGAUAUUUUACUCAGGGUUCAACACCAUUUAACACUAUCCCAGCAACUGACUUUUUGCACAUCUCUGAUCCCUUUGCUUAAAGAAAAAUCACAUUGGUUAUUUUUCAUCAUUCUCCUGAUUGGGAGUGGCCGGGUGACACUGCAGCACCCUCUGUUGACCAGUUGGUACUGUUCAAGAGAAAAAAACAAGAACAUGUGGAUAACUUUUGCCGACAUGUUGCUGGAAAAUAUAGUCACUCUUGGAACAGCCAGGCUUUAAAUUUGUAACAGGAACAUGUUGAAGCAGGAUUAAAAUUUUUGUAGCAUGUGUCUGGUAAAUUUUCUCUAAUUUAGCUGGUUAACGUAGUAAAUGUAAGCUUCAUUAGUUGGUUUAAAACCAUGUCUGUAGGAGCUUCUUAAGUGCUCUCCUGCUGAGAAGCAAUAAAGGGAGAAUUUGAGGAAAAGGCUUCUUGGAUAUGCAUAUUUAUGUGCUGAAGAGGUCCUUCAGUGUAUUGCUGUUUCAGAUAAGGAGCUGCUGAAAUAUAAAAUCCCCCAAAUAAAGGCCAAUAGAGAACUGCUGACGUACGCUUUAACCUUCAUAACAUUCAGGUCUGGCUUUAAGGUGGAGUUAAAACACCACACAGUGGAUGAGUCUUUGUCUAGUGUUUAUGUUUUUUUCUUCUCUUUUUAAAUAACAACAGCUUGAAAGUGAUUUUCUAAUUUUCUUCUCGUUACUUGUCACAGCACACCAAAAACUCGGAUAAAAACUUCCAAUGUGGGCCCGUACUCAUGAAAAAUGAAAAACAGUCACCUUUUCUACCAAAGUCCACAGUCACACUUCAGCAUGUUGAGAAAUCAAAUGUUGACAGUCCUGCUAGAAGCUGCUAAGCUUUGAUUGGUUUGUCAGAAGCAGAUCUAAGUCAGUGAAAUUGUAGCCGUUUAAGUUCUCCUUCAAUUCAGAAGUGGUAUUUUUCUGCAUAUGCUCACAGCAGUGUGAACAUGGUGAACAUGUGUUUCUGAUCCAGACUCAGGGCUGAGUACUGUGAAGAGGAAUCUGUCAGUGUUGAUGUGUAUAAAACAUUGUGUUUACAUCAAGGUUCAGCGAGUUUCUUGAGGGAGUGUGAGUUUCUGCAUCACGUCCACACACGUACCCACUGCCCCUGAUGGGAAAUGAGGCUUCAUGCUCAUUGGAACAGCGAUUAGCAGCAUGAGUUUCAUCUGCAGGCUCUUGGAGACUUCAGGUGUAAAACAGACUCAACACCCUGCUAAUUCAAUUUCCCUCCUUGUGGUUGUCUUUUCACUUAACAAUAGUUACCAGUGUCAGAGAUUUUUGUGUAUAAUUGCCUUUUUCUCAUCUAAAUUUAGCUCUUUUACUGAACAAGAGAGCUGCACGUUCCUCCCCUCACACACCAGCCUGGCAUUUUGGCUGGAUGGAGUUAAAGCAAGCUCACACGGGCUUGUAACAGUAAAUAUUAAACACAUCCAGCUGUCGCUGUGAGAUGGCCGUCUGCUCUGCUGCUAUGUUCCCUCUGUGGCUUUUUACAGGCUGCUCUGCACUGUGUUAAGCUUAAAAACUUUGAGCAGUUCGACAUAGUGCAGAGGAGGACUGCAGCCACUCAAACACACAGCGAUGCUUCGGAUGCAAAUAGGUCACAGAGAAGAGAAACGUUGGGAGAGUGGGAGAGAGCGGUGGGAAAGUAGUAAACUGUUGUGCUCUGGUUUUGUCUCUGGAACAGAUUGUGAAUUUGUUUAUUCUGAAAUAAGACUAAAGGUAGGAGGAAUGAUAAACUACUCCAGGCUCACGCGGUUUAUUCAUUCAUUCUUUCACCCACUCACAGUCAGCCCACCUGCCUCUUCACUGAACAGCAUCAUACACUCUGAAAGAAUCUGUGUGACCUUGAUCUGUGUGGUCCUUUUGUCUAAUCUCAUUAUCUCCUCUCUGUUACUGGGUAAUUAAAAAUCAGAUUUCAAAGUUUGUUUUUGUUUGUUUGUUUCAUUUGUUUUCAUUUGCCAAGUGGAUUAGGUGCCCCACAUAUGUAGGUUGCAGUCCUCGUCUCUCUUCAACUGUCCUGUUCAAUGGGGGCAAAAAUGCCCAAAAUACUGCUUAAAAAAACCCAGAACAACUCUAUUAUUAAAGAUCAGGGUAACUACAAAUUUAACCAAGACAUGUUUGAGGCCAGUAGUUGAACACUUGUGGUGUUGGUCUUCAUGGUUGUUUACAGCCAGGAGUGACCAAAUAUCACACAGAUGAUGGAUUUACAUUGCCUCAUUUUACCUGUGUGGAUCUCUUUGCUCAUUCUUGCAGUUUUUUGGUCUUUUAGGAAAUUCUGGAAACUAUGAGCCAGGGGUUUUCAGCCCUGAGGAUGAUAGUGUUAGUGAGAAUCAGGACCCCACCUGCUCCUUGAGGUGGUGAAAUGUUGCAGGUAUCAGCCAAUCCACUAAACCGCCUAAAUGAACUAAACCGCCUAACAGCCAUGGUUUUAUUUUUAAUUAUUCAAAAAGAAGAUAAUGAUUUGUCAUUUUCAUGCAGGAUUAGAGUCUUAGAUUUAGACUUGCAUGCUUUGAAAUACAUUUUGAUGUCUUCAUUUUUUUCUUAUUUACGCAAUAAUAGAUAAAAUGUGAAAAUUUAAAAGUUAAGAGAAAACAUUUCCUUUUUUUCAGAAGGGUCCCAACCCCAACCCCUACAGUUUCAGUUAUGGUGCAAUGCAUUUACAUCAGAAGUCGGAAGUCUGAGCUGGGAAUUACGUCACACCCGAGUUAUCAGUGUUUCAGUUACAAAGUCGGAAAAAAGUAGUGUGUGUGUGUUUUCUAACGCAAAAACAACAACAACAACAUCAUUGGUCAUCCUCUCUAUAACCUAUAAAGGAUCAGGUUGCAUUUCAGCACAAACUGUCACCAACACUUGGUUAAUGGACGCCCAUUAAGAGUCAUUAACUGAUUACCGUUUUAACCGUCGGUAAAAAAACAUUUAGAAAAUUAAUAAUUUGUGCCUUGUCCAUAAUCCAGAGGUCAUUCACCACAUUGUAGGCUACUAUUUAUAACCCUUCUCGGCAUAAACAGGUCACUGAAAAAACAUAAAUGAAAAAAACACCGGCUGAAAGUACCAGGCUACAGUUGGCCGUUGUUAGCACAGCCUGCUUUGUAGUUCACAUAUACACAUGAAAAAUGUAAAUGACACUAUGACAGCAUUUCCAUAUAAAUCUAACAAUACUAUUGUAUACAGCUGAUUUAUUGUAACAACACAUAAUAAAAAGUGUUAAUGAAAGGAUUAUUACAGGGGCUUCUACUUACUGUUUACUACUGGCUCCGCCAUCUUUACAUGUCAACUGGGGGGUUCUGUGGAUCGUCCGACUUUCUAGGUGCUCAUUCCAGUUGAAAGUUCCAACUGGGAGCUUGAAAAUCCUGAUUUCCGAGUACAACUGGAACGCACCAUUACAGUUGUAUUCAGUACAUUGUAAGUUGAGUCAGACAACUCAUGUUGAUGCUUGAGCAGUGUAGUGCAGCUCCAGCAGAACAUGAUCUGUGUUUGGGGUUUGGGUUCUGACUUCAUCACUCCUAAAAAUAAUGAAUGAUGAGAAGCUGAAAAUGAGAGCACAGCACACUAGCAUGGCAGGGCAACGGCAGGAAGAGGCAGAUCUGAAAAUUUGCAGCUUAAACCGAGAGCCCAAUUUGAAGUGUGUUUGUCAUGUGAUUGUGAGAAUGACGCAUGUCAAGCGUGAAAUCAGUGCAGCUCGAGUAAAGUGCUUGAACUAGCUCAUGGGCUUUGGUCCACUGACUAGGGCCAGGUCUUUUUCCGUCAGCUUCAGUUCCCCUGUACCCUUUGUUAAAAUUUCUGCAAUAUGGACGCUACUCUAAGUCUGCAUCAGGCUCGUUUGUACACAUAGGAAUGCAUUUCACACUUAUUUUUCAUGCGUUGGGCAGUAAUCAUCACGACUCUCUCGCUAGUAGCUGAUGAAUUUUAAGUAUUUCUUAGGUAAUCUUUCAGACAUUUGUUUUCAAACUCUCACUUUGUACAACUUCACAGUGUUCAAGAAUUGCAUCCAUCGGCCUGUCUUUGCGCAACAUGAAACAAGGUUAAGUUCUACAUUUAGACAUGAACCUCGGGUAACCAAGAAAACACGCAACAUUUGCAUUGUUCCCUCUAAAGAAACCAGACUCCACUUAUCGAGAAAAGGGAUGUUUGUCCAGAACACAGGUCGUUUGUCCUUGCUGCCUCUAUCAUUUAGGUUUUUUUGUGUUUUGGGUAUCAUUUUGUUCACAAAAUCACCCACAAAAACAAAAAUAAAGCCGCACUGGAACAGAUAGUUCUGUUUCUGCAAAGUUAAGUUCUGGCCUUGUGAAUUUGUUGAGAAAUUGGCUGUGUCAAGCUCUUAAAAAAAUGGAUGGUAUCUUAAUAAAAAAGUCUUUCUCUGCAGAGAUCUUCGUAGUAAAGUUGUGAAACAUGUAGAAUUACAAUAUGAACUUGACAGUGGCUAAAACAAAUCUUUUUAGUGGAGGUAAGCCAGCUGACAGUGUUGAAAUACGUAGUACCCAGGUUUAUAACAUAAGAACCUCCCUCAGAGAGCUAAAAAUUAUAUUCAACGUGCAGGUAAAUCAUCUAACUCUCACUCUGAUUUUGCCGUUAAUUGCACCACAUGCUUGCAGUCAUGAGCCAAACUCUCUACCUGAUGCCUGGUUGGCCUUUCCCAGGAAACAAGUAGGUGCUGAAAUACGUAACAGAUGUUGGCAGUGGCCUGUGAAUGUGCUCCUGAUUAGUGUGGGAGGAAACGAUGACAGGGGUGACUGGAAGCUUGUGGGGUGUGAGGCAAAGGUUCCUCAACACACUCUGGCAGCCAGGCCUUUGUCACCGGUCCCUGCAGUAUAGAGGGGACUGAGGGGCCGUGAGAGGGGAGGAAAUCAAGAAGCAUUGCAGAGAGGGUAGAAUAACUCAGGCCACCAUUCAAACCAAGCUUCCUCUUUCUCAUCUCGUCCUUCACACUCCCUCUGCCAACUUUCCACUCUUCUGUCUCUGUCUUUCACACUCAAUCGGUUGCUUUUUGUUGUUCUUCGCUUUUGUCCUAAUACUGUAAAGACACCGUGCAAAGACAAGGAGUUUGCAGAGUGCAGCUAAACUCACGCCACCUUCCUUUCUCCUUUGCUCUCCAUCCCUCUUGCCUUACCCUAAAUAUGCCUGGCUCUAUUUUUAAAAUGGUCUCACUCCUCUUUGCCCUCCCUUUGUCCUAAGCUUGUGCUCCCUUUUUCCAUUUCCCUUUUCUCUUCUCGUCGCUCUCUCAGGAAGGAGGCUUGCUCAUACACAGUCCUUGGCAGGGCACAGAAACACUUUCACACACACUUGGGCAAAGAUCUCUCUGGGCACAGCUCCUCAGUGCUCAUGGGUUCAAUGGUUUUCUGUGCUCAGAUGGUUCACCUUCCUGCUGGGCAUUUGAAAUAUGUUACCUGUACCACACUCAUUUACACACACGAGAACUCCUAAUAAGCUCUUCUGACGGAGUCUUUCUGUGUCUUGCAGCUCUGCAUGAGUUCCCCACAGACCUGUUCACCCACAAGGAGAGAACAGAGGGAGCAGUGGCCCUGCACGUCCUGUGUGUAAGUUACAUUUCCUUACAUAUCUCAACAUUCAUCCAGGACUGUGUUAAAGUUUCAAAUGCACUUUUUUCAGGGAUGUGCACUUGUAGCUGACUUAAUAAAAUGUUAGUUGUCUUGCUAAUCUGCACCAGAGUUACAAGUCGGUUAACCUUAUCAAGAUGAUUUGUCCCUGCCCUGAAAAGCCAGUUAUGUAUUGCAUCUAAUCUGUUGAUCAGUCACUUACCUCCAUCUGAGGUUGUAGUUUUGGCCCAAGGCUACUGCCGUAUACUACAAAGUUCCACUACCUGGAUGUAAACAAGCACAGCUGGCAUCUUAAAGUGGGGCAAACAUGAAGAUUAAGUAAGUAGGCUGUAGCUGUUUAUAAACUCAAACAUAACCAGGAAUGUAGAUGCUGGUGGAGCUAGCUCUGCUCGUGAUAGCCACAUAGUAGUCCAGGGUUUUGUAUGGAAGUUUUGACUUAGUGUAGCGUGGACUAACUGAGUUAGAAGUACGUAAAAAAACACUCCACACGACUCGAAAAACCCUCAAAAUUUACUAUGCGUGACUCUGCCCUACGUAGCAGUGUCCUCUUUUUGGGAAUCCACAAUAUGGUCAACCUAACUUACCAAACAAAUUGAACAUUGUUUACUGACAGACACUGAGUGUAGAGAUUGAUUGUGUGUUUAUGACAUUUUGAAAUAGUCAGCAUCACAUCCAUUUUUGCACUCAUGAGGCUGAUGCCACCAUUCCCCUUUGUAAAUAAAAGCACAUUUUUCACAUCCCAAAUGGCUGCAUUUCAAAUCUUAAACAGUUACUUGCUAGUGCUUUUUUAAUUUAUAUACUAGAGAUAGAGAUUAAUAUAGUUCAGAACUGCUCCUGACUGAUAGAUCAGUCAUCGCCUGAAAUCCUGGACAAAAAUCCAAAAGAUCCUCAUAUCUAUUUUAUAAAAUAAAUAUUCAAGACCAGCACUUUUGUUUCUCAUCAGUUCAUAUUAUUGAAUUGUUGUAUUUUAUCAAUAUUCAAACAACAACAAUAACAACAACAACAUGGUAUUGGCACUGGCCAUUGACAAGGUGAUAGCAGUUGGCCAGCAGUUCCAUAUUUGGUCAUGUUAAAACGAUUGUACUCAAGUAUGAUGGUUUUCUGAGUGUGCUCUUACCUUUCGUUAGACAUGGCUGAUCAUUUGGAACUUACAUUUCCAUUUGAACAAAUUAAGGCUUUGGUUGCUUGGGUUAAGCCAUUUUGACUCCAUUGUAGGGGCUCACUGGUCAAAACUUAAAUAUCCUGUUUUGUUGAAGAACAGAAAUCUCUGCCUGGCCUCCAGCUUCUGUCUGUGACUGCUACAACACCUGGUUACACCUGGUUUCCACUUAUGAAUGUGCACUGUGUCCAUAGAUCUGAUGAUGCCUCUAGCACCUGACACAAAGGAGUUCACUUCAUUACAGAUAGAGAAACUAUUAAAAACUGACUGUUUUUAAGGAGAGGCAGUUUUUGUUUGUUUCAUUACACAGGCCUUAUCAAGUAUGUUGUCGUUUUGAUUCUGGUUUCUGUUAUCUAUCAAGCAGUUUCAACUAUGACAGAAGGACGGUCACAAAAUUACAUUCUCAUUCCCUGAGAAAAACACAUGUUGGUCCAAACUGUAAUUUGAUUGGUUGGCAGAGGCACAGAAACAUAAAAUGCUAAUUUUAGUCUUAACAAACACUCAUUAAGGUGAUUACUGACUUCACUCAUCCCCCACUGGAGCCACUAAAGGCUUUAUUCAACUUUUUCAAAACCGCAGUAAAAACUUCCUGUCAGCUUUCAACAGACUUUGAUGUGAAAUCUCAGUGAAGUUUUCCCUGUAAGCCACAUCAAUCACAUCACAAAUAUCCAAUAAGUCAAACCAAAACAUAUCACACAGCAACAAAAACUCUCUUAUCACCUGUCAUGUUUGGUUAAAUUAAGUUAUGGGCCAAUUACCUGCAGGCCACCAAAGACAGAAUCAACACAUUGUGCCAUUUUAAGUAAAUUCAAACUCUUUUUCAAACUUUUUAAGGUCACACAAAGUUUCAUCUAAAAAAUGCUGUAUAUUAGUGCAUGUUAAAAGUCUUUUAUUUUAGAUCCAGAACUUAUUUCCAAGUAAUGUAACAUAAAGAAACAUUAGCUGAAUGAUGUUCAUUAUGUCUUCAGUUUCUUAGAAAUAAUUUUCUUUUUUUUUCUUCUUUAUUUUAGAUUUUUUAAGUAAUCUUUUUCACAUAUCUAGACAUGUUUUGGCCGGAACUUCGGCCUUCCUCUGAAGUGUCACUUGGUGGUAGAUGUGACACGUCAUAUCAGCUGCUGUUACGGAGGGGUGACCCUCCUGUCAAUUUUUUUGAUAUGAUGUGUCACAUCUACCACCAAGUGACACUUCAGAGGAGGGCCGAAGUUCCCGCCAAAACAUGUCUAGAUAUGUGAAAAAGAUAAAAUGUCUGAGACAAUGUAAAGAAACAUUCUUUGGAGGCAUUAAUCACAAGUCAUUUGGGAAGGAUUUGAGCAGAUGCUAUCGUAUUUGUCCCAUGUUGUUUUACACAAAAAUCUUGGGCUCAAUUACCUCCAGGUUUUAUGAAUAUUUUAAAAAAGGCUGUAGAGACUUUUAGCAUGGAAAGCUAAAAUAUGUUUUUAACCAAAAUCCCAGUCUCAAAAUAAUCAGAACACUAAAAAAGAAGUUGGAUAAAGACCAAAUUUGAUAGUUUACAAGUGAUUCAAGUCCAUCUUUUAGUUCAAGGUAAUAUGAAGAAAAAACAUCUUAUCUUAAAUGUUAAAAAUAGCAGUUCCUUUGUUUUCUAAAAAAUUACAUGCAUAGUUUGAAUUUGGUGUCGCAGAGAGGGUAUCCUGACCGUUGUGGUGAACCUUCUCUUCUUUUAAAUGAAACUAUGUAAAUGUUGAGGAACCAAAGAGACCAUUUUCUGGUGUUUGAAGUUGAUGUAUUGUCCUGCUCUUACCUGAUAAAGACUUCAGCUGCUCAGCAGUUUAGGUUCUCCCUUGAUAUGUUUUCUAUUUAUGAUGCGCCAAAUGUUUUCCAUGGGUGACAGUUUGGCAACCAGACUUUUCUACUGCAGAGCCAUCAUGUUGUAACGUACACCAAGUGUGGUUUAGUAUUGCCUUGCUGCAUUAUACAAGGUCCUCCCUAAAAAGUCAUUGUCUGGAUGGCAACAUAUGUAGUUUCAAAACCUGUAUAUAUUACUCAGUAUUACUGGUGCCAACCCCAGAUGUGAAAGCUACAGAUGCCAUGGGCACUUAUAGUAUGAUCCCCAUAUCGUCACUGACUGUGCUUUGAUAACAAGCUGGGUGGUCUCACUGCUCCUUGGUGUGGAGGACGUGGUGUCAAAGGUUUCCAAAAAGAGAGUAAAACCUUGAUUCAUCAUUCCACGGGACAAUUUUCACUUUGUCUAAGUCAAUCUAAAAUUGAUGGAAGUCACUGCAUUUCUGGAUCAUAUUGAUUUAGUUUCCUCUUUGCAUGGUGCAUUUUAACCUACGUGUGUGGUUAUGGUGAGAAAUUGUAUGAACCAACAGUAGCUUUUGGAGGUGAUUUUGAGCUCAUGCAGUGCAUUCAACUACAGUCGUGUCUUUUUAGUUAUGUCAGAGAUUCUAAAGGCCAUGGCCAUCCAGCAUUGGUUUUGAGAUUGCACCAGAUUCUAUGAACUUCAGAUUUCACUAAGCAUCCAAGAUUCCUGGGAGUUGGCAUUGUUCAGUCACAGACGGCUGCAAGAGAUGCACUCCGAUUACAGACUAAUUAGGAAGGAAAUUAUAUCAUUGUGCAAAAAGAAGUUUAGUUAAUUUGGCCUCUACUUGUAAAUAAGAAAAGGACCAAGAGUGGUUGAGAAAGGUUUAGGCAGGAGAGAUUACAGUUGCAAAAACGAGGUUAUGGCACAUAAGUAGCUUUGUAGUCAGUGGAAAACUGAGUGAAAUGUUACAGUGGAGGAACCCUCUCAAGCUGAGCAGCACCCCUAACAUCAAAUCCACCAUAACAACCCAACACGUAUCAUUACACACUGUUACUUAUUUGAUGUCACUGUUGGUCCUGGGUUGACAAUACAUGUUAUCAUCCACCUAUUCCUUCAUCACUUUCCAUGUCAGACAUUUGGAGGCUAUAACCUAUCCUAGCCAUCAUGUGGAGAAUUGAUGUACAUCUUAAACUGUAAUACUGUUUACACAAAGUUGAGACAAGUGCAUCAUGUUUCAGAUAUAUUUCUCUAUGCCCAGAGAAAGAGCUCAAUCUAUAGCCUUUUCCAGUGCUCUCUACUGUUUCAUCUUCACUCAUAUGUUCAUCAAACGCAGGGCCAGUCCCAGUGGUCUCUUUAGAGUGGCUCAGCAUGGGUCAGUAUAUGAGGUCAAAGCUAUGAUGGAGUCCCUCUCCGAUCACUCGUGUUUCAAUGUUACGGUGUAGGCAGAAUGUUCUUGUACAUGAUGACCACAUGACGACCCAUGUUGUGAUGUUCAGUUGCUUAUAGUCUCUGGAGGGUUAGCUGUUAUGGAGUUUCAUGCCAGCAGAGGUGCAUCUCCGGAGAACUGAACUGAGCACAUACGCAGAACUAAUAACUACGGAGUGGAGCUUGAUGACAGGAUAUAUCUGACAUUACAGCCAAUGUCACUACUCACACUGCACCCGCCCUGUGAGUUAGCCUUUUCAUGAAGCAGAAGAGCAAAUGAAAGUAACCUUUACUGAGAUGCUGGUGUAUUUAAAAAAAAAAGAGAAAAAUAGGGUUUAUCAUCAGAAGCUAUUUUUCUAGUGACAUCUAACCUUUAAAUUCAAAGUACUUCAUGUCCUUUUGUAGUAGGUGUUACUAACCUUGACUUCAUAGAGAGGACAGCUUGAUGUGAAUUUCUAGGAGGACGGUCAGAGCUGAAGUGUACUGCAUACUUAUAAUACGGUUGUAAUUUUUAACUUUUCUAUUUUUGGUAAAUGAGAAUCAGAAUUCAGAUGCCGGAGGUAAAAGCCUGUCACUGUGUCUGCAGCUAUUUGAACUGUGACAUGCCUUGUAGCCGCUGAAAUUUCCCUAAACAGAUUUUCAAAAAUAAAUCAGGAAAGGAGCCAGGGAACAGGAUGAAUGGGAGUAUGAGGGUCUCUUAUCAUGCUCAGAAUAAAACGCUGCAUGCCAAGCUGCUUUGUCGAGUGCUCUUCAACAAGGGAUCUGACUGCUGCAGCUAUCAGCUGGAAAUGAAAUUAUUGUUGAUUUAUCUUGGGUUAAAUUUAUUCUUUGACUGAGAAACAAUAGACCUUAAAGCAGCUCUUUUUGGACACAUUAGCCAGAGGCUGAGUCCUUAUCACAGCAGCAGCAGCUUUGAUUUAAACUCUUGCCUUAAUGACUGCAGAUUAUUCACCCUCUCUUUGCAAGGGUAUGCAAAAAAUUGCAAAUAAUCUUUAUCUUUGAAUCAGAGCUGUCCGUGUUAAUGCGUUGAACAUAAUGCAAUUAAGGUGCAAAUCAAUGUGUUAAUUUUUGUUUGUAUUGUGUUUUUUUCUGUCCCUUUCAGCACAUUACUUUUAGCUUCAUCUGCUGCUGCAGUGAUGCAUAAUAGUGACACUACUGUGAAAAACGUCCAGACAGCUCAGCUCACAAGUCAGAAGUAAUUAGCAUUUUCUAUUUAGCAAAAGCCAUGUUUACAUGUGCAAAAUUUAUUGAUCUGAUUAAAAAUUUGAGGGACAAUACAUAGUUGUGGGAGUGUGAGAGGCAUGGCAUGUGAAAACGCAACAGAAUCACUCUCAUACACACACACAAACAUACAGCACUACACUUUGCCUCCAUCUAACCCCCAUUAUACUAAUGUACUACCCCUGAGUGAGAACCAGAGGUGGAUUGACGUCACCCCACCAGUAUGAAUCGGUCUGUUGAACGUUGCAUUAACAGGAGUGUAAAUAUCCCGCCUUGAAAUCGUCCAAAAGUAAGCAUUAAAAGAAAGCAACCAGAGUGGAACUCCUGAAAACUGUAAAUGUCUUAACAUUAGCAGGGGGGAAAUGGACAUCAGUGAGCAAUCUAAAUAAUCACAGAAUAACUGCGUAAUGUGUUUACUCUAGAUAUUUUGUUAAUGUGUUACCGUCAUCCUGUAUCAAGAACAGGUGAAGUACUGCAGCCUUUAUUUCAAACUAAUAAACCUGAUAGCUUUUCAGAAUCUCUGAACUGCUUUACAUGCAUUUGAAUGUUUGUGCAGACAUCCCUAAUCUUAAAAUCCCACUGGUAUAUUCCAUACAAACUUCAUUCUGCUGCUUCUCCUACACUGCCAACAUUUUCCUCCGUAUUUGACCAUGAAAACACAUUUAGCCUAACAGAUUUCUUCAUCUGCCCUGUAAAAGGCACCUUUUCUGAAUCAGCAGCAUGGUGUGGUAGCUUGCUGAUACAAUAAAGAUAAGAUAGGAAAGAUACAGGUACACAGGGGCCACUGGCAUCAGUGAAAGGGACCGUAUGAGUUGGGUGGAUGUACAUGAAAAAGGCAAAUAAAGCCUGAUACAAAUAAAUACAGCAGAAAGCAGUGCACCACCUCAGCAGGAGGUCGAAGUUUUGAUCUUCAAAUGAGGCUCCUCAUGUUUUUUCCCCCACAAAUGUUGACGCAUCCAGAUUGUUAUCCAAAGAAAGCUGCUCAAAUCCAUCUGGAAAUGCAAGUGACUAACAGAGUGUUGUUCAGCUGAAAAAGCUCCCGGAUGAUUACAGGAAGGUCCACUCACAGGUUUUUUUUUUUUUUUUUUUUUGAGCUUUCAUCAGAUCACUCAGUCUUUCGCUUGUUUUGGUUCACAGUUGUAGAUUUAAACACCGGAUUAGAUCAUACCGUCUCUCUUUGUAUUAUCCUAUGACUCUGCUGUCAGCCAGGGAUUGUCAUUGAUUAUAUGUUUUAUCUGAUCUCGGAUUAAGAUAGAGACACAGAAAACUGUGUUACAUUUUUUUUUUUCUGUUUGAAUUUUCAGAUGACAGUGAUUCUCUUCACAGCUGUCCUGCUGCACAAGCUCUCCAACUAAACAGGUUUCUGUGCAUAUCAGAGACGUCUCUUUUUUAAGGUGCCACCACAUAAUCCGUACUAAUGAUCGGCUUUUUGCCUUGUCAAAGGUGGUUCUUAGGUUGUGGACUGUGUUGCAAAAAGCUGCAGACCGUAUAAAAUGGUCUGCAGGUGUCAUUUAUCGGUUUGAAAAGAUGGGGGUCACUACAUUGGAAAUGCUGACUUGAACCAACUUCCAACCGAUAUAAAAUCUGGUUUAGAGGUGAAUUAUCACUAUGGUCCUGCUGCUUUUACAGCUACUAUAGGCUACUAAUCUGCCUGAUUAUGCACAUAUCUUAUUUUUGGUAUAUUUAGAGUGUGGAGAAUAGUUCAUGAACUAAACUUUUCUGGUGCUUUCUUCAGGGUUUGGGGUUGAAUGUCUUGCCCAAGGACACUUCAGCAUGUGGACAGUAGGACCUGGAAUUGAACUCCUGGCCUUCCAGUUAAGAGACAACUGACUCUAUUGAUCAAAAUUUGUCUUAAAUCAGAAAAACAGUCCCACAGAGUACCUCACUACAGAAAUGGGUUCUCACUUGUGUGUCCCUUUAGGACGCCUCAGAAAGCUGUUAUUUCAUGUUAUGCUGUGAGUACACAUUAAACAUUGUGGGGUUUUACUCAAGAUAUUUCCCCAAACCUUUUAUAUGAUCACAUUAAACUCCUGUAUAAGGGUUCUCUGCUUGAUCAUAGUCCUUUUCUGCACACAUUCACAAACACUGAAAAUGUGUGGGCUCACUCUUAAUAAUAAAAUUAUAAUGCAUCCGGUUUUUUGAAGCGCUUUUUAUCAGUGACCUCAAAGCACUUUACAUUGGAUACAUCAUUCAUUCAUUCAUUCAUUCACACAGUCACACCCUGGUGGUGGUAAACUACCUUGGUUGUCACAGCUGUUCUGGGGCAGACUGACGGAAACGUGGCUGCCAAUUCGUGCCUCCGGCCUCUCCGACCCCUCUAACCACCACCAAACAUCACUCACAAUCACACAACAAUCAUCUCAUGCAGGUGUUUGUUAGUUCAGGUCCAUCUUACCUGCUCUUAGGAGAAGCAAACAGAAAAACUCCAGGAACUAGAAAAAUGUGACUCACUCCUGAGAACAAAAGAAGAAACAAUAUUCAUUCUUCAUGUCAUUCUUGAUCGUUAGCAGGUACUGAAAGGCCUGUUAUUACAAAGUACAAAAAUAUUCAUGCUGUCCUUUGUUCACACAUUGUCAGACAAUUUGUAGCGGCUACCUGACAUUUUCUCUCUGGAUCACUGGAUCAUCUCAGUCUGUCUCAUAUUCUGUCUGUGCUCUGUUUAUAAUAUUAAAUGGUACAAGGAGUGCACACAUGAGGGGGGAACUCACUGGGGUUGGAUUUCUGCUGCUAACUGCACCAAGAUUAAUUUUUUGUCUUAUCGUGACUAAGAUGAGCUGUAAGCAUGCCUUCAAGCUGUUCAGAGCUGCACUGUGCACUCUCAUCCUGAUAGCCCAUUCUUUCCACACAUAGGGCCUGAUCUACUAAGAUGCAAAAUAGCGAGUGCUAAAUUGCGUGUGCACACUAAAAAAUCUAUUAACAUCGCAUGCGCAAUUGAUAGCGGGAGCAAAAGUGGUGUGGACUGCCCUCUUAAAACAAGGAUUUUGCGUGCGCUAUCGGCUGUCACCAUGGAGAAUUUGUGAGAGCAGAGUGUUUGAAGCCACGGAGUUGCACAUAUUGUUUUAGGGAACUACAUAAAGGGCAAGGCAAGUUUAUUUGUGCAGCUCCAUUCAUACUCAAGGCAAUUCAAAGUGCUUUACAGAUACAAGAAGGUAUACUAGAAAUCAAAAAGGGAAUUAAAACGAUUUUAAAUCAAUAAGACAAACAGAUAAUUUUUUCUUCUGUUUCGUGUUUGUAUUAUUAUUUAUGAAAAACGUCAUUUACUGGAAGAACAAAAUAAAUGACAAGCUUUUGGAUAAGGAUCAUGGCGUGUAUCAUGGCACUUCUGCAUCCUUCUCCCCACAAUGACCGUGUGUAAUGCUGCUCCAGUUUGCACGUGUCUUUCAAGUGUGCUAAAUACAGACGCAAAACGUCGACUGCAACUGGUUUCCAGGUUUGAUAGAUCACACUGCAGGUGCUAAAUGAUUAUAUUUGCAUCUGCUCCUCCCAGAAUUUUGCGUGGUCUAAUGACCUACAUACAUUCUGCAUAUUCAUCAAGGCAAACACGCUAAAUCGAUUGCUCACACAGUUUUGCUCACUUGACAGACGCAAUCCACGGUGCACCCGGUUAGUAGAUCAAGUUUCCAGAGAAAAUGUGAUGUCAAAAUGAUAUCAAAAUUUAUAGACAUAUUUAUUUUUUCUGAGACAUCAGGGGGAGGAAUUGUCUUUGUCACCGGAGAGUUUGAGCAUGACCUAAUACUUAAGUGCAGUUAACACUUCAAUUCAGCAGAAAAUUGAACUCCAGUAAGUUAUUUGCAUUGAGAUUUAUCCGCAUGGAUAGGGGCAUAUUUUCUUCAAAUAAAUGAACAAUGGCUAAUGAACAUGUAUGCAAGCACAAUGAUGCUAUACGCUCUGCCAAAUACUUAAUACAUGCUUCAUAAAUUAGACAACGUCUCCAUCUCAUUUAUACAUAAUUAGCAGGUGCAAAAGCCAUACAGUCUUUGUAAUGCCACAAACAACUGCAAAAUAGCAGCAUACCAUUAACAGUCUUUAUUACAAACUGUUCAAGGGACAUUUGGAUCAGGUUUAUCGUGGAUUCCCCCAAGGAUCAGUACUAAGACCACUGUGGUUCAUGUGUGUAUGAUAUUUAUCUGAAAAAUAUAUUAUUCUGUAGAUUGUAUUAUUUUAAGGCUACUAUAAGGAGACUUUGGGCUUAUUUUUGACAUUUUUGUGAUGGUAGAGCCAAUUAGAUAAAGCCGUUUAACUUUUUCCUGAAAUAUGCUUUUGUUUUGUUUUGUUUUGUUUUCUGUCUAAAUAUAAUAUCAGUUAUUUUGAAAAAUAUAUGCACAACUCUAGCCCAAAUGUUGUGAAAUAGUCUAAUGAACCAGAAUAAAUCUUAUUAUUCUUUUAAUGUGUGAGCCUAUGGUAUCACCUCAGGUCAUGGUUCAUGCUGCCUUUUCCAGUUAAGACAGUUUAGCUCAUUAGGGAAAUGAAAAUACCCAACCUCCCCUUCUGGGCUUUCGUUAUGCCAGGAAGUUUAGAAAGUGAAAACCAGCUCCUCUGUUUUAAAAUGUAAGCAGUGUGGUCCCACAGUCAUGUUAUUCAUGAAUAUUUGAUGUCUUUUCUCGUUAAUGUGCUGCUCUGCAUUUGCAUGGAUCAGACCUCUGUAUCUUUAGCCUUCAAUUACUCGCUUACUGCUUCAUUUUUCAUGGUAAUUAAAUCUAAAUUUAAUGUAGCAGUUUGAGCACAGAGAUGUUCCCCGCCCCAGAUACUGACAGAGAUUUGUUUAAAAUGAAGAAUAAAAGGCAUGUGAGAACAUGGAGGGUGGUAGACUUCCCCACGUGUUUCUGCUGGAAUUGAAAAUGUUAACCGAUAAAUAAUGUCGACAGAUGGCUGAUCUUUAUUACUGUUGUUGUUUGGACUUUUCACCCCAUGGUAUUGUUUGUAUAAACCACAUCAGGCAACAUGCUCACACUUCACUGAUCUCUGUAAUAUUCAUCUCUCUCUCUCUCUCUCUCUCUCUCUCUCCACAGACCGUUUACAUGUUUUGUGCCCUGGCACUCGUCUGUGAUGACUACUUCGUCCCCUCCCUGGAGAAAUUGUGUGAGGUAUGAUUGUGGACAUUUUAGGUCCAAAAAGCUGUUCUUAAAUAUUUCUUUAUCAUAUUGCACAUUGAUUAGGACAUGCAACAACUUAAGUCUAUCACUUUUCAAGAGCAUGGACUCACAAACAUGUCCUUGCACUCAAUGCCCUUGCUUGUGCUUUAAUUUGCUCCACUUGUGUUCAGUCUUUUGCACGUGCAGGUUUAUUUCAGUCCACCCUCAGCACCUCUCCAUGGACUCUGCUGCUUCUGUUUCCUUGUACAACACCAGUUUACUAAUUUCUACUCUGAUGAAAAAAAAACUGAAAAUCCUAACCCUAACUUUAAUUUUCCCCCGUUAACCCUGAAGUAGGGCUGCUUAAUGAUGCAAAAAUCAUAAUCUACAUUUUUUUUUUUUGCAUUGAUGUUGGGAUCAUGAUUAUCAAAAACAGUUACCCAUGAUGUGAAACCUGCACUUCAUGGUAAAUACCAGAUCAACAGUUUUUUGUCUGAUUUAGUUGGACUGUGUGUGUCAUGCUGGGACUGAUCUUCUUUUAUGACCACUCUGGACUCCCUUAUUUUAGCUGGUGCUGCCUCUUCAAAUAUCAACUCUACAUUUGUCUUUAUCUACUCUCUUGCAGCGUCUCAAUCUCAGCGAGGACGUAGCAGGCGCCACCUUCAUGGCCGCUGGCAGCUCCGCCCCUGAGCUCUUCACAUCUGUCAUAGGUAUUCAUUACAACCACCUGUUACACUGCCUUCUCACUUCAGUUUAACCUUAACUCUCACUGCAGUACUGUAGCUGCAGCUGGAAGAAGCACACACGCCUAUUGACUCAGGAGUAAUCCCAGCGUUUUUAAUUUACUGUUGAUUUCUGACUCAACCCAGAGCCUUCAUUUCCGAUAGGUUAUGAGAACCACACUUUUGUUAGCAGCUCUGAUUGUUGAGUGGGACAAAAGGCCUGAAGAGAAAGGUGUGUGAAAUCAUGCACUCAGGAUUUAGGGCUGCACAAAAAACAGAUUUUAUUAAUCUGACACUAAUAGGCCUACACAAUAUAUACAAAAGAAAAUGCAAUAAUGUUGUUCAGUGUUGCGAUGUUUGCUAGAAUCUCUCAGUAUCUUUUGUCGUUCUGCCGUUCUCAUCAGUUACAUGUUACUUGCAUGUGUUUGCAACAUGUUUUUCCUGAAUCCAGCAGGCACCCAAAUAACAUUUUUUUUUAAUUAUUAUUAUUAAAGUUUAAUCUUGAGGCCAAAUUUCCUUGAAUUUUCACUUUCUGUUUUCUUCCUUUUCUGUAUUUUUCUCAUGUUUUGUUGUGUGAAAUUUAGGACAUUUCAAAGAUCUAUGUAAACCCUGUAAACAUGAGUUAAUUGUUCACUUUACCUCAUUUGGUCUCUUUGUUUGUGUCAUUAUGUGGCUUUGGUGGUUGGAAGAGUUGACUUUGAUUUAACACAGCUUUUGUGCGACACAGCAAUUGAGGAAAAUUACCGACUGAGGCACCAAAACACCACAACUCUUGUGUUCUGCAAAGUUGAAUCACUGUUUUUGUCUGGAGGCGUUAGAUGACAGGAAAUAACAGCUGUUUCUGGUUUCUUAGAAAGGAUGUUGCUCCUUUACAAAAAGUUGUAUCUCCCUAGGGAUCCUUAUUUCACAUUUUUAGACACUUAAAAUAACAAUUUGAACAUGUCAGUGGCAAAAUCAGCACUUCCAGCAGCUAUUUGGUGUUUUUUUUAGGCCCAUAGAGCCAUUAGGGUGUACUGAAGCAUUUUGUAGCUACUGCAACACAGUAUUUACUUCUCUGGCAUUCACAUCCCAAAGUGUAUCUUAAGUAAGGCUCAUGUCUUAGACUACUGGUAUUCCCUUUUAAUAGUUUGAUGCUUCAGAAUAAUGUUGUAAUCCCAAGGCAGGCUGCGUAAACAAACAUGGCUUUCAAUAUACAGAAUCGCAUUAGAAUCCCAUUAAAGUCAUCUUAUGUAAUAAGCUCCACAGAAUUACUGAUGAGGAGGAAAGGCCAUGUGUUUCCUCUUUGAUCAACACAACUCUCAGUAUAAUACAUCUGUCCAGAAUAACAGUAUGAGGAGCAAUCACUUCAAAGGCAGGCCGUCACGUUACAUGACUUUGUUCUUUAUAUAGAGAUCUAAUUAUACAUACAGACGGGGCCUGGAGAUUCAACUCUCUUCUGGUUUGUUAAGAAAAAUCAAAGCAUCUUGAGUUUUUUUUCAUCUCUUCAAAAAGAUUUCAUCUCUUUCUUUUUCAGUCUGUAUGUGUGUGUGUGUGUGUUAUGUAGAGUUUUUUUUGUUUUUUUCUUUUGGUGUUUUGACACUCAUAUACGACAUGUUAGUAAGAAAUUUCAACCAGAACAGUGAAGUUACCUGAACUCUUUGUACGACUCAUAGAACGGUGUGUUCCUCCACAGGGGUGUUCAUCACAAAAGGUGACGUGGGUGUGGGCACCAUCGUGGGUUCAGCUGUCUUCAACAUCCUCUGCAUCAUCGGUGUGUGUGGCUUCUUCGCCGGACAGGUAUGAUGUCAUCACAGCGUCACAGUUAAGCUGCAUCUGAGUGCAAAGAUGACUCGGUGGCAUUUUCAUGAAUUACAACAAAACAGAUUGAUAUUGUCAACAAGUCUAAGCCACCUAGACACAACAUUUUAUGAGAUUUUGUAAGGAAUGUUCAACCACACACACACAGAUCUUAUCAGGGCUACUUUUUAUUUGUUAAGGUGUCCAAUACAAGCUGAACCUGACAGUUACAUGAACUUUUCAUACAUUUUUGGAAAAAAAUUACAAGCCUUUAAACUAUAAAAAAGCGUUAACUCUGUUAAUGUUAUUUUCAUAAAAUAUUGUGAAGGGAACAUCUCUGUUCUCAGUAUUGUGAUAAGGUUUUUUGUUCUGUAUCGAGGAUUAUAUUUUUCUAGGAAAGAUCACAAAUGUAAAUGCAGGUCUUGUCUAGUAUGUGCUGGUUUGAGCUCCCCAUCUCCAAAAAUUUCUGCAUGUCUUACUGAACUUUGCUCCCUUCAUUUCGUAUCAUUUUUCAGUUGUUCUUCUGUCUAAUAAAGGUGAAAUGCUCAGAUUAAAAAGUAGAUGACUAAAGACGAUUGAAUUUCCCUUCAGGGAUAAAAUAAAGUUAUUUUUAUUCUUAUUAAUCACUUGAGAAAGGUUCUCUUUGAAGCUCCUUAACUGACACAGGAUGUCUGAUGAGGGAGCUGAGAGCUGAGCUGCCACUUACUGUAUACCCCUGACAUCAUUUUCUGUCUACAAUUCCCACAUCUUUGAAACUAUAACCAGAGUCCACUUUGAUGUAAAUCCUUUUUUAAAUAAAGUGCUUACUUGUGUGUGCUUCUAUCUUUUCAUACUUAAGAAAAAAUGAAACACAAACAUACCAUCAGUUUUUGCAUGCAUGUCCAUGUUAUUGGCUGCACUAAAAUACAGUGUGAACGAUGUGGCUCUUUUAUUGCAUGAACGUAUUUCUUGCUCUCUAAGGUGUAACUGCAUCUUUGAAAAUUAUUUAAACAAAAGGUAUGGUCUGGACCUGCUCUUUUUGUAACGCAUUAGAGUUUAGGAUAAGACAUGUAAUCAUCCACAUCCCUGAAUGUGAGAAAAGCCUGAAGAAAAGUUUCUAUUUUUUUCUAUUUAUUUAUUUUUCAACAUGGGAACAGUAAAUAUUGAUAAACAUUUACAUGUAAAUAUGUGGGAUUAUAGCCAAAUGGCUAAUUUCCAUCCCCAGUCCCAUUGGCAGGUUGAUGUUAAACAUAAAAGCAAUAAUGUUAAAAGUACAAACAACAUGACUAAGACAGUAGAACAAUGCACUGACAACAUACACACAAUAUACAUAAACAACAUACAUAGACCAAAAACUAAGUGACCAAUAGUAAAAGGACCAAAAAGAUUCAAGGAGAAUUGUGAAGUGCUAAAGUGCUAAUCAGAGUGUCAUGUGCUAAAGGUGUUAAAAGUGCCAUUUGCUACAGUACAGCUUGAUAAACUGACGAGUGCAUAAGUGCGAAAUUACAUUGAAUUGCACGAUGCAUGGUACAGUGCAAGACUGGAUUGAAUAAAGUUAAACUCCUUUUAAAAACUUUCCAUUCUGAUGUUUUUUUGUUUGUUUGUUUGUUUGUUUGUUUGUUUGAGUGUUGGUAUCUUUUAUAUUUCUGUGUGCUCGUGCUGGUUAACCAGCCACAUGUGCAAAACAUCCCAACAUCCUAUCAGUUUGAACACAAAGAUAAUUCGUAUCUCAUUUCUGCUUUGCAUCCUCCCUGUUUUGUUUUGCAUGAGAUAAGGAGAUAACAACACAGCGCAGCCUCUCUCUGAUGCUAUCUGACAUGCCAGGGACAUGGAAAUGAGCAGAGUACAAGGAUAAGCUCUCUGCUCUGAAAAAUAUAUGCACUGGACUCCAAAAGCAGUGAUGCAAUCCCAGAUUGUGUGUUACGUAAUCAUAGUGAGAUAAUGAAGGAGAAGGGCAGGCGGUGUACCAGGGCUUGCAGGGAUGGGGUGCAGCAAAAUCAUCUCCAGUUCUGGCAGUUGCACCUCAGUAAUGUUUGUUAGCUUUGGCCGGUGUUUCAAAGCAGAUCUCCUCUACAAAGAACUUUUGUACAGUAUAACAGAGUACAAGCAAACAUUGCACAGCCUUGUUGUGCUCUAACUUUGCCAUCUGCCUCACAGCAGCAAACGUUUUCCCAUCAGGGAGUGGCACUUUCAAGAUGUGACUUCUGACCCUCCACUUAUGUAUAUGCAGCGUGAUGCUGUGUGGGAGAGAGUGUUGCGUUGUUAGUCACUGCAUUGUGCACUCCUCCUGCAUUGCAUCUGAUUACAUAAAGUCAAUAAACACGCUGCACCUUUUUCUACGUAGGAUGCUACCUUUUCAGUGACUGUGAUUCAAGAGGUCAACUCUCGAGCUCCUGUGUUUACAUCAGUAUGUUAAUGAUGUCAGAGGCGUUUCUGCAGCACAGCUCUGCACAGAUUCCAGGAAGAAGAUGUGUUUCUGGAAGAGUGUAUGAACUCAAGCUACAUGCGUCUUUUAGUGAGUGUUCUUAUCUCCCUUUUCUGUUUUCCUUGCAGGCGGUGAAGCUUUCUCACUGGGCUCUACUCCGAGAUUCAAUAUAUUACACGUUUUCUAUCAUAGCACUCAUUGCGGUAAGCGGUCACAUGCAAAUACACAGUCCACAUGCUCGAGUCUUGUUAUUUUAAAUGUAUGUAGGGGUACUCUGACUGAAUAUAAUGUGUAUAAGGCCAGUUUGAAAGUGCAGCUUUGGUAUCAAUACCCAAUUUGCACUUUCUACCUCAGCAGUAUUGCACAGGUUGUAGAAAGUCAAUACUGCACAUCCACACUGAAUUCUUUUUUUAAUCUCUUUUCAACCGCUGCAAGUUUCCACUUAGUCUUUGUUUGGAUGUUUGAAACAUGUUGGAUAUGUAGAGAAUGCACUGCUUUGAGAAGCAACGCUUUAAAUUCUGAAUACUAGAUGCAAAAUAAAAAAGCGUGUUUCAAUAGUGAAAGUGAAGACUAUUGCUCCAUUAUGCAUUGCAAUUCUGUUACAACACAAAGAGUCAAACCCCAAAGCAAUCAGAAAUGAAAUUCUCUCAAACUGAAACAUUCAUAGAUUGUUUGUAUGCAUUGAAUUACUGAAAAUACAGAGCACAGUAUUCCUCACAUGAUAAAGGGUGUCCAGAUAUGUCAAAUGUUGCAAACAGAGUCAAGUAAAAUAUCUGUAUAUUCCUAAUACUAUAUUUUAAAAUAUAUAGGCUGGAUUAUUACCAAAUCUGCGUCAUAUCAUAACUUUUUUAUCAUUGACGCAUAAAAAUACUGAGCUGGCUUCAUUAACGUAACUUGUGUGGUAUUCAAUAUACAGCAUCAUUGAUAUCGUAAGAAGAUAAAAUACCCUAUUUCCAUUUUUCAAGGAUUUCAAAGUGGCGCCAUACUUGAGGUCAGAUAAGCUCUUGAAUAUGCUCUUUAUGCUCAAAAGGUUCUUGCACAUUUUACUUCUGCUUGUUGACUGUUUUUAAGGCAAAGAUGUUACUUUCUAUCAGCAUAAUUGCUAAAACACAUUAGUUUCCGUUGGCUAAAUUGAUGUGCUUAACAACACCGAUAUUUUAUCAGAUAUUGAGGGCAUCAAAUCUACACUGAUAAAAACAUGAGCAGUAGUGAAAAUUGUAACAGUGUCAAAAGUUACGACUUUUGUCGCAUUCAAUUUUGACAAAGAUGUGUCAGCCACAAAGCUCCCAGAAGAAGGAGGCUAUUGUCUCAGCUCAUCAUCUUUGUAAGGAUGAGUCGGAGACUGUAACUAGUAGAGGACACCGGAUAUAAACUUAAAGAAUUCAGAAUGCAAACAAAAGGUAAAAUGACCAGAAAAAGGAGGAACACAAGUAGAAUUAAACAAAUAUAUUCAAAGUAGAGCAUAUCUUCAGAAUUUUAGCAGCUUUUAUUUACAGGAGUGAGGUACAGUUUUAAGGUAAAGCUUUGUAUUUUUUUAAAGGCACAGAGAGAGGGUUUGGUUCUUUGAACUUUACAUAUAUGAAUAUAGAACUUUGUUGACAAUACAACCAGCUUACGUAUGUUGAACCAAUUUCUGGAUAUUAACUUUUGUUUCAAUGCUAAAAGUGAAUAACUCACAUCAGUGGAUAUCAUAGUUUCCACCAAUACGGUGCAGCCAAUAAGAUGACGCACCAACAUCCUAAACAUGUCAGCUGUAUGGAUAUAUUCUGAAUUGUCAGAAAGCUAUUUACAAAGCUUGUGAAGCACAGGUCAUGGUGGGAGGAGUAAAGAAACACUCCUUUAAAUCUUGUGAUUUAACUUUGCAUCUCAAGAAAAAUCAUCAAUCAACAACGGAAGUUUCUGAAAAGUAAAAAUGAGAAAGCAGCAGCGCCAGCCUUUUCUUAAGUUAAUUAACAAAGCUGAGAAAUACAGCAGAGACAAAAUUUCUGAAUGUCAAUCUUUAAAAAGGAACAUGUUGAUAAUUUAUGGUAUUAGAUCAGUUCCAAUUUGACAGUAUUGACAUUUUAAAUGUAGAAAAAAAUCCUGCAUCUCUUUUAGUUAGUUGUGCACCACCAUGAAGCACUGUAUCUUCCAGGUUAGAGUGAAGUCUUCAUGUAUAUCUUCUGCCUCUGCCUUUCUUUAGCUCUCCUAUCGAUUCAACGGCAAAAUCUCAAAAGUAAAUCCUGAAGAAACCCUGCUCUUUUGUAUCAUUUUUGCAAAACUGACAACUCAUUGGCCCUUUCACACUCAUGAGGAUUACAGUAAAACCUUAUGAGUAAAAAAACCUGCUCACAAGUGCCUUUCAGCUUUUUAAAUUAGGUAUAACAAACCAAGAUGUCAUGUUUUGCUCUUUUCCAUUGUGUCUGAGCUCUGGAUUGGUCAUGCCCCCUAGUGGAAGAGAUGUUGUAAUGCAGAAUUUAUUAAAAUUUGAUUUUUUUUCCUUCACCUAAUACAUGUGUCCUCUUUGUCUUGCCUUUGCAGUUCAUCUAUGAUGAGAAGGUGUGCUGGUGUGUACAGAUUUUUUUCUGUUACAGCUUUAUUAAAUUAAUAAAUCUAACCGGUAUUGCCUGCAGAUUUUCAAAAUAUUUCUGUGUAUGAUUGUCCGCAGGUGGGAGUCUCUUGUCCUGAUUCUCAUGUAUGCCGUCUACAUCCUCAUAAUGAAGUAAGUAUCAGAAACAUAUGCCCAACUACAGGUAGCUGAAUUGCCACAAUUAAAAAGUGUUUGCUUCCGUCUUCUUCAUUUGCCUUCUGCAGGUUUAAUGGCAGGGCUCAGCGCUACUUUGACCGUCGAAAGAAGAACUCAAUGAAUCUCGCCAACGGGCUGACAGGAAGCACCGAUCUGGAGGACAACGUCACGUGUGACGCUACUGCAGUCCUGCUUAAGAAAGGUAACACACUUUACUGUCUUUUUAUAUCGCAGGAUUUGUCCUCUAACAGGACUCUGGAGGUCUUUGCUGCUCACCCCGGCACACUGAAAUUUACAUAAACAUAAAACCUCUAUUUUUGUCUAGCUUCAGUAUAGGACACUCAAGGGGAUAUGAUCAACAAAGUUCUUCACAUUUUGUGUUUACUAUCAAAGCUGGGGUGUGCUGUCUGUUUGGAUUUGUGUACAUUGUGAGGCAGCCACAAACAGAUCACAGAUUUCCUUGUUGGCUGAACAAAAACUUCAUGAUUUAGGACCUACACACUUAUUAAUUACACAGUCCCAGCAUACUUGGGGACAAACAACGCUCCUUCUCUUAUCAGAUCAAGCACUCUUUAAAAGACCCUUUGACUGCCAACCCAGUGGUUCUCAAGUCCAGUCCUGGAGCCCCCCCCCCCUCCAUGUUUUGGAUGUUUCCCUGCUCCAACACACGUGAUUCAAAUGAUCAGCUCGUUAUCAAGCCAUUACAGAGCUUAAUAACGAGCUGAUCAUUUGAAUCAGUUGUGUUGGAGCAGGGAAACAUCCAAAACAUGCAGGACAGUGGGCCUCGAGGACUGGACUUGAGAACCACUGUGCUAACCUAUGUAGCUUCAAGUUUCCCUCUCCCUGCCCACCAACUGUUAACUUUAAAAAAGUUGGACAGCAUGACUGCUCCACAAAAGUGAUGCCAAAUGAUUUACAGCUCUCUCUUUAGUCUCUUGACUGGCUGCUUUAGGUCAUUAGCUGACCUCCUCCAUGUGAAGAGAUGGGACAUGGGUCAAAAUGUCAAAUCAGGCUGAUGUUGUGCUCCUGUCUGUUGCAGCCCACCCACUGUUAGACUUGAAUAAUAAUGGUGCAAAUGCUCUCUAUCUGGCAUGACUCCUGUUCUCAAAACCAAGAACAAUGUUUGCAAUGUAUUGUAAGAUCACUUCCACCACUUUAUAACUGCCAAAAAGGAUGACCAAUAGAGAUUUAGUUGGACACAAAAGUAAACAAUCUACACAGCAGUCAGAGAAACAUGUUUGUGUUUUUUCUCUCCAGCCAACUUCCACUGUAAGCCAUCAGUGCUGAUGGUGGACGAGCUGCUGUCUGCAUAUCCCCACCAGCUGACUUUCUCUGAGGCCGGCAUGAGGAUCAUGAUCACAAGCCAUUUCUCCCCCAGAACUCGCCUCACCAUGGCCUCCCGCAUGCUCAUCAAUGAGGUACAGACACAUGUACUUAUUUUUUAAAAAGGAAAAUAUGGCAGUUUUGGUCAAUGGUGAUGAAUUGUGUGUAAAAAGGAAGAGUUAACAAUACUUAGCUGUCAGAUAAUAGAUUGAAAUGCUCCCUUGCUUACCCCUGCUGAUGGUACGGCAACAGUGACUUUGAAGGCAAGAAGCUUCUGUGAUGCCCAAUGAGCGUGGUCCUCCAUUUGUCUCCUGAGGGAGCGUCAUGUGUGGCCACUAGGGCUGUAGAGUCCUAGUUGACUGGUCGAGUUAUUGGUUGAUACAUGCUGAGUCGGCCAAAAUUAUGAUUGAUCGACUUGAUUUUUUUCUGCGUCAGUUUACAGUCUAUUGUAAAUUUCACCAGAAGGAACGCACCAAGUGCUAAUUGGGGUGUUUGCAGAGCACCCACAGGUAACAGCCUGUCUCAGAACACCCCCUUGUUUUCAACAUUUUGGAUUCACCCAACCUACUGGAGAGUGACUGGAGACAAGAAAGACUGAAGAGCAUCCACGUUAAUCAACGUCCGGUGGUUUGCUGAAUACAAUAUUUGUGUUUAAUUGCCUUCUUGUGCUGAUAUCAGUAUACUUUCACCCCGCCUAGCCGCACUCUGCCGAGCCCUGUCGAUUAGUCCAUUUCAGGGUUUUAGUCGACCAAGAAUUUCUUUGGUUGAUUGCAGCCCUAGUGGUCACUCACAUAAACAUAAAAUACUUGUUUUUCCUUUCUAUGCUACUGUAGAAAUAUGGUGAUUGGAUGGCACCAAUGUAGAUAUAAAAGACUCGCUCUAAGUUAAAAAAACAAAAAACAAAAGCAUUUUUAUGAUUAGGUCAUUGUACAGUAUUUAAACAUACUUGUGAAUACCAUAUUCCAAUGUUGCUGGAUGCCACUGAAUACCACCACACUGCGCCCAUCAUCGCAGAGAGAUUAAUGUGUUGAUAUUGAUAGCCUUAGUUUUUAAUCGAGUGUAUGUCAUGGAGUAAUAGUUCACUUUUUCAGCAAGAUAUUUUUUUAAAAGUGUACAGGCAUGGGAAGUUUUUCUUGAGUUAAUAUGUUUUUCUCAUUUGUGAUUUUGAUUGAAAGUUAGAUCAGUUAAUGAAUUUUCCCCUUUUAUUUAUUUAUUUUUUUUAAGUUUUCGGCCAAGUUAAAAGUCUAAAUUUGUUCUAAAAUAUUUCGACUAAAUUCUAAAUAUUUUUUCUUCAGCUCCUAAAUAAGUUAAUAAUACUAUGUGUUUUCCUUUUGUUUUGCCUGGUAUAACUAUUCUGUAGUAUUAUCACCUUCAGUAAGUGAGAAAAUAAGACGUCCUUGGGGUUUAAUCACAGCAGAUAUCCAUGUUUAAAAUGGAUCACUGUUUUCUUCAGACUUGCCUCAAACGGUGCCUAAAGUUUUAGCUCUACAACAACGACACAUAAUGUCUUAACGCUGAUAUUUGUAGUCAUAACUUCAUAUAUCUUCUCAUACUGUCUGACAAUUUAUUCCAGCGGCAAAGACUGAUCAACACCACUGAGACUCGAGUCAACCGCGUAACGAAUGGCGACUCUGACUCAGCAGCCAGGAGUCAGGCAAGGCGGAGCUUGGAGAAUGGGAUGGGUGCAGCUGAUCAGGGUCUGAACGGGCGUUGCAGACUUCAGCGGCUGGAGUCUGGGAACGAGACAGAGAAUGAAAAUGAGGAUAAUGAGAACAACGAGAAUGACGGGGAGGGGGAGAAAGACAAGGACAACGACGGCCCCUUAGUGCCCUUCAAAAUUCCAGGUGCAGCACGGAGUACAUUUAAUGUACAGCUAUAAUAGUGGUGCUUUCACUUUAGCUGAUGUUAAAUCUACUAUCCCUUUUAUUCCCUAUUAGCCGGAGCGUGUAACAAGCUGAAGUGGCUGUUCAUGUGGCCGUUGUCACUGCUUCUCUUCCUCACCGUGCCCAACUGUUCUAAGCGGCGCUGGGAGAAAUGGUUCAUGGUCUCUUUCUUCACUGCCACCAUCUGGAUCGCUGGUCUCUCCUACAUCAUGGUCUGGAUGGUCAGUACUGUCAGCAUCUCUCACAGCCAGUCAGCAGGGGGAGCUUUAAAUCUUUUGGCCUCCCAGUCAUUAAACACUAUUAGUGUCCACUGUAAUGGGAAGUUUUUGAUUGCAGUAGUCCCACAUUCAUGCAAAAAUGAAACACCUUAAAUGUUCUCUAUUGUGCAUAAACAAAAAAAAGUACAAAAACAUCAUCAAAUAUUAAACCAUGGAGAAAUUUUGGUCAUGCUGUUGGUGCUAAAAUAUCGCUUUAUCCUUGACUUUUGAACUAAAUUUAAAAUUCGUCAUCAUAUUUGGAGUUGCUAAGCACUGAUAUUUGUCUUCAUGUGCGAUUUAUUUAUUUAUUUUUUUGUAUUUUUCUGUGAAACAAACAACCUAAAGUGGAUAAACUGAACUUCAAAGUAGGCUUGGCAGGAUCUGAGGAAGUGCCAGUUUUGGGAAGAAAUCUUGUAUGUAAACACUACCCCUCCCAACCACUUUUCCCGUUUUUUUUGUGUUGGCAGUUGUGGCCAAAGGAGGAUUCAGACAAUUUUCCGUACUUUCUGGUUGGCUUUUACUGUCCUAUAUUGUAGCACGCUAACUUUGUUUGGGCUCAUGCACGUUAUUCGAGGACGUGGACACAAGGGAGCAGCAUCUGCCUCACAACCAAUCAGCACUAAGGAGCAAUGUCCGCCUUACAACCCAUCAGAUUUGGAGAAUGGCUUUGUUUACAGUCAGGAAGAGUGGGCUGAUCAAAAAAUUUAAAAUGUUGACUACACAGACAUAACAAAACACAGUGAUAUUGUUAUAUUCCCAAAUGUCAUCAAAAAUUAAUAGCUAUUGACUGAUAUUAAAAGCUUUUUUGAACAUACACCAAUAAAAACUGUACAGGUAUACUGAGACGGCCUCUGUUUGGUUUCAGGUGACUGUGAUCGGCUUCACUCUGGGGAUUCCUGACGUCAUCAUGGGCAUCACUUUCCUGGCAGCAGGAACCAGCGUCCCAGAUUGCAUGGCCAGUGUUAUUGUGGCCCGACAAGGUACACAAACAAACACACACACAAACAAACAAGUGAACGCUGAACUCAAGCAAGGCACGGGAAGUAGAAAUCAAUAUUUGUGCUGAAUGAAGCAAAGCAGAAAAGCAUGAAAGAGAAGGAGUAGUGCUCUAACCUGCGGUGUAGCUUGUCAUAAUUGACUUGUCUCCUGACUGUGUACAGACCUUGACAGUGUUGCUCUCCCUGCCUUAGGUUUGGGAGACAUGGCCAUCUCCAACUCCAUAGGCAGUAAUGUGUUUGACAUCCUGGUGGGCCUGGGUCUGCCCUGGGCCUUGCAAACUCUCUGCAUCGACUAUGGCUCCAACGUGAGUGCUGCUCCGCUCAGCCAGAGGAGCUAUAAGCUGUGAGCAUGAAGGACAGGGAGAGUAGUCGGGAAUAACCAGAGGAGAACGGGGAGAGGGUUUCAGCUUUUACACAAAUACAACCACACACUAUCUGUUGGAUCGCUGCACAAUUUAUCACCUCACACUGUGGAGACUGUAUGUGAUAAAUGGUCUGUUAGCUACUUUCACACCUGACAAGGAAACAUAGAAUAGGUGUCAUCAGAAUGAGACUUUGGUCAAGUAUACAGGAUGAUAUAUCUGUCCGUUUAAGCUCACUCUGUCUUCUUUUGUGUCUCACAAAAAUCCAACUAUUAAAGCCUUUUAGCAGCCAGUGAGUAAAUCUUUGUGUUUGUCUCCUCAGGUCCAUCUUAACAGCAAAGGACUCAUAUUCUCUGUUGGGCUCCUGCUCGCUUCAGUAUUCUUUACAGUAAGUACCACACCACACUCUUAAAACUCACCAAACUGAGUGGACAAAUAAAACUUCAAUGUUCCUUAUUUCAUAACUCUUUUGUCUUUCUUUCACAAAGCUGAUUUUUGUAGUUUAAUUCAGCUGCAGCUGAAGGCGUGGGGUUAUUUUUGUUGGUGUAACAAAGCCUUCAGGAGAGAUGUUCAAAUGUGGCACAGGCAUUCACUGAGGCUACAGCAUGAAUGGAUUUUAGUGAUCAAAGGUCAAGCUCAUCUUAAAGGAAGAAUUUGCUUCUUUUAAAUUUAUUAUAAUCUUUUUUAAUAAGUGAGGUUGUAAAAGUCCUCGAGACCCCCCUGUCCUGCAUGUUUUGGAUGUGUCCCUGCUCCAACACACCUGAUUCAAAUGAUUAGCUCGUUACUAAGCCAUUACAGAGCUUGAUAACGAGCUGAUCAUUUGAAUCAGGUGUGUUGGAGCAGGGAAACAUCCAAAACAUGCAGGACAGUGGGCCUCGAGGACUGGACUUGAGAACCACUGUUGUAAACAAUAAGCGUGUGAACAGAGAACCAGCACAAGCACAGCACAUAUCACAUAAUUAAGCUGAUUUAAAGACAGUCUGGCUCAAACGCCAAUCUAUAUGCACCAUAUACACACUAAACACUGCAGAACCACUUCUGACACUAUGAUCUUUGUGCAAAAAGCUUCAUGCACAACAUACAGUAUAUGUUUUUUUUUUCUCAGUGCCAUAAUAUCUCAUGUACAGUUUUUGCACAGUGCAGUAAUACUUUUGUGCAUCUUCAAUUUAUUAAAGCUGCAAGAUAAACAUGAAAAUGGUCCAAAUGUCUUCCUUUGGCUGUUCUCAUGUUAAAUACAACCUUAAGUACUAAUUUACUUUAGAUUAUUUGUUAUGUAAAUGGAUUUGGUCCAAUCUGAUCAUUUUUGAUGUUUCAGCUUUUCAGGUUUUAGUUUGAACCUUGUAAGAGAAAACUGGCACUUGAAGUUAAAAACUUAAAACCUCAAAGGCAUGUUGAAUUUGUCUUGCAUGACAUAGCAGUAAAUGAGGUAAAAAAGUUCAGUUUUACUUAAAAUAAUGAGAGACAAUUUUCCCCAUAAUAGCUCAACAUACUGGCUCCGCACAAGCAGGUCAAAGAAACAUUGUUUGGAAGAAUUAUAAACCUAUUUUGAAUCGAUUUUAGAACUAGAGAUCAUUUUCAGGGAUGCAGCACAUACUGAAAAACGUGUGUCAAUAGUAGCUGUGAUACAGACAUAACUGCAGAUCUUUGUUUUAAUUAUGUCCCAAAGUAAAAGCCCAUCUUUAUCCCAGAGAGGUCCAAUCUUCCCUGUACCAUUCCCCACACUCACUGACUCACAGACCCUACUGAGUGAUGCUCAGAUACAGACUUCAUCUGUAAACUGUCCUUUGGGACUCACACAGCAUUGAUCGUAAACUCUGUGAUGUGUAAAAGAGAUUAUUUUCCAGCAAUGCACAAUAUGUUCAAGUUUGAGGAUGUGAGUUAUAGUUGACGGCCAAGGUUUAACCUCCUCUUCACCCCUCCCUCCUUCCUGCAGGUUCUGGGUGUUCAUUUCAACAAAUGGACUCUGGACUGGAAGCUGGGCUUAGUCUGCCUCGUCAUGUACGCCGUAUUUCUUUGCUUCUCCAUCCUCAUUGAAUUCAACGUCUUCAUCUUCGUCAACCUCCCUAUGUGCAGAGACAUCCACUGA